CAUCUGCGGACCGCGCGGCGCGUCAACAAAACAACUCGGUCCGCUUCGAUGUAUAUACGCGUAACCGGCGGUCGUUAGUGCUGUUUUUUUUUUAACUGAUAUAUUUAUAUAUUUAAGUUCAUAUAUAUAUAGAUAUAGUCAUAUAUAUUAUAUAAAUAUAUACAGCCGAGUGUUUUAAAUACCGAUCUUCCGUCGUAGUCUUUUAAUUUUUUUUUUUUAACCAUUUUAAAAUAUCCGGUACAUUUUUCUAUGGUGUACCCGGUCGUGUAGUACGCUUGAAAUAAAAUUAAUAUUAUAAUUAUUUGGUUUUUUUUUUGAAUUAAAAAUUCAACGGUCGCCGGUCAAACAGUAGAGUUAUAGGUUUCCAAUGAUUACCAUGAAUAACCAUUCAAACGAUAUUGACUACAGUAACGGAUACAUGGAACCUGAAGAGGAAUGGGAACGCGAAGGGCUGUUGGACCCUGCGUGGGAGAAACAACAAAAAAAGGUAAGCGUUUACCUAUUUUGUAAAAUUUUGAAUAAAAGAUAUAGUCUAGACAGAGUAUUGGAUUGAGUCAUUUGUUUAGCCACGAUCGAACGAUCAGUCAAGUUAUUUUUGGUAAAACGGGUAACUAAAUUUCUCACAGUAUCGGUAAUUAUUAUUCAUAUUGACCAUUGUAGAUAAAAUUAUAAUUCCUUAUGAAUUGGUUGUGUAGAUUUUAUAAGUAGGUGGCCAAAGUGUUUUUCCGAACAACUUAAUAUGGCCACAAUAAGACGAUUGUACUACCUACCUGUCACUUAUACGAUAAAAAUAAUAUAUAAUUUCUGUGUCUUCAAAUAUCAACCACUCAAUAUAUUAAUUUAACCUCUAUAUCUAAGAGUAAUUUUAGUCAUUGUAUAAUAUUAUUUUGUAAUUUACUUGUUGAUUUACAAUAAUAGAAUUUUACAUUAAAAAUACAAAAAUAAUAGAAUUAUUAUUGUAAGGGUAUUCACAAAUAUUCGUCAACUCUUAGUGAUUGGACUUGUUUAGGUACUCGAGUAUAAUUAUGAACUCAACUAAUGGAAUAACUAUCAGGAACAUACAUUUUUCAUUAUAGUAUUGGCCAAUUUUCAAUUUUCUAAUGUAAAUGAUGAAUUCAAUUAAUCUAGUAUGUUUGUUGUUUAUGUAUAAAUCCCGGUAUACAAUCCCGGAUUUUUAAUACUCAUUUUGAAUUGGUAUAUUGGUAUUAUUACUGUGUAUAUUUGGAAUCAGGCUGUACCCACCUAUUGAAAGAUGAAAGAUUACCUUAUUUUUGAUUAAUUUAUUUUACUGUAUUUAAAAUAUUGACUUUGGAUUCAAAUAAAAUUGUGGUAUCUAAGAGUAGUAUAUUUACUAUUAAUAAUAAUAACAAUUUUAAAAUAUAUUUUUUAUUGUUACUUGUCAUUAGUUAUUGUAGACUUGGCUCACCAAAGUUGUAAACCUACACACAUCACCUAUAUUUAGUUUUGAAAUUUUGGCAGCUUUUCCAGAAUUAAAUGGACCUAAAGCUCUUUUCAACAUAACCAUUUUUAAUAAUUUCUAACCAAAUAUUUUAAUUAUUCUGUCAAUGUGAAUUUAAUUUUCAAUAGGUACUUAGUAGACGACUUCAAGAGUUGUUUUAAAUAGAUAUAAGUAACAUGUUUGUUAAUAGUUAAUAUUCUAUUUUUCACGUUUGUAGGCUCAUGGCAUUUUUUUGUCAUUCUUUAUUUCCAAUGUGGGUUAGUAAGGUGUUACAGAGUUUACAUCUAUUUAAACUUUAAAUUUGAAAUUAGAUUUAAAUAAAUACCCUCUUAAAUAGGUACCCAUCUACUUUUCUGUUUCACUUAUAAUAUUUUUAGUUACUUAGAUAAUUUGACUACCUAUAGAAAGAAAAAAACUACCUGUACAGUAGUCAUUUAAGUAUUUUAAAAUUAUAGUAAUUUUAUUGGCACCUCAUAUUAUAAAAAAUAUCCCACCAACUUUCGACUUUUGUUUAGUUCAAUAUUAAACAAUUUUUGUUUUUAUAAGAAUUACUAUAUCCUUGCACUAAGAAUUCUCUCUAUAUAUUUUUAAACCGAAUUUGAAAUAUUUAAAUUAUUAAAAUUGUUUACAAAAUCUAAUAUAGCCAUUUGAUAAAUUUAUUUUCAAACAAAAUUGUUGGUGCUAUAAAUAUUUACUAAUGAUGAAUUGUUAAGUUUUUACAACUUAUUGAAGUUUUUGCAAAAAUCAUUGAUACAAUUUUUUUAUUUUUAGUUUAAAAACAAUAUAUACAAGUAUAUAUAAUAAAAUAAUUAUAGUACAAGGCUUAGUAAUUAUUAAACAUACAAUUAAUACAUAUUGAACACAACUAAAGUUAUUGUAUUUGGCGAAUCUUUGUGGGUCACCUUGUGUACCCAAUUAAAAGUAACCGCAUAGUCCUGUAAAAACAGAUGUAAAAUAGUACUUAUAUUUUAAUUUUCAAAAUUAAUUAAAAUUAUUGUUUAAUGGGUUAUUUAAAAACUAUAUGUUUGAUACCACUUAUCUACUGGUUUCUUUUCAUUUUUUUAUUUAAUAAUUAUUUUAUUUAAGAUUCCACAGUCACACUGGUGUGAUGUAUCUGUGUUACUACCUAUAUUUUAGUCCCUAGUCAAGUUUAACAGAUUGAAUAUAGUGCCAACUGAACUGUGACUGAUCUCCUAAUGUUUUUUCAAGCGUACAAUCGAGGCCACUACAAUGGUCAGUACGAUCUUCAUGGUGUUAAUCUCUGAUAUGAUUUUUUUCUACUAAGAAUACAUAUCUACACUUGGUACCUAUCUUUCGCCUAUGUUGAUAGAUUAUAUACUUAAACACAAAUCUAUUCAUUGUUAAACAUUAGGUAGGUACAUAUGAUAUUUGGUAAACCAGAACACUAGGUCAGUUCAUUCAUAUCAUAAAUAUUAUUGUAUUCAUCAUACCAGUAUUAGGUUUUCCAUCAGGUCAACAUAUUUACAGCUAUUUAGUAUUUCUAUAGUCUCUCGUGAUAAAAAUGGACUUUAUUUUGGACAGUAAUUGGCCUAAUGAUAUAAAAGCGAGCAUAAAAGGUUAUCCAAAAUGCAGUUAAUAAAUUAACCGCAUAGAGAUUAAGUAGAUUUUUUUUUCAAUGUACCUUGUAGGAUAAGUACCUAUUAUUAAUUAACAAAUAACAUAAUUUGUUUGACCUAUGAUAAACUUGUUGAUAGAGAUUCACAAAAUUGUUAGUUAUCGAUUGAAUAUAUAAUAAACAUUUGGUAAUCAAAUCAUAACCAUCAUAUUAAAAAUGACCUAGUGCCUUCAAAAUGUUUUUUUUGUCCUGUACUCAUUUAAAGUAUAUUUAUAUACUGUUUAUAUAAUAUGUAUUAGAAUGUGUUCUUCCAAGUAGGAAAUAUUUUAUAUUUAAAUUUAAAUAGCCACUACCUACAGGAAUGUGAGAUACAGGUGUCAUUUUCUUUCUUUCUAGGUAGGUAUGUACAUUGAAAUCAACGAUUAAUUAUUGUAUUGGGAAAAUGAUAAUUGAUAAUUUAACCGUCUUUGGUGUAUAUUCUCAGUGUAAUUUUUAAACAAUUAAAAUGGGUAUUUAUUCAGUGUGUUGGAUGAUGCUUUUCUCGAACUCUUUGAACCGAACAUUUUGUUCACAAUAAUAAAAAAUUAGCGCACAUCAUUAAAUUUAUUAUAAUAUAGUGGCCUCGCUUUAUUCAAAAUCUGAAAUUAACGAAGUAUUUGUCACAUUCUUAUUGAAAAUUAUUUUUCUAGAAUUUUAGUAAUUAAUGGUCAAUCCUGUUAUCAAAAUUUAAUUUUGUAAAAGCAAAAUGCUAUCACGCAGUACAAUAUUUUAACUAAUGAAAUUAAUUUUUCAUUAGGUUAGGUUAAUUAUUAAUUAUUUUAUUUUAAAAAUAAUAUUUUUUUACGCUUCUUCUUUACAGUAGUUAUAAAAAAAAUUAAAAAAAAAAAAAAAACACGAUGACACGUCGGUUUUAUUUUCCUUGUUUUCUGGUUGUGCUCGACAUCGUUAUUUGUGUGUAAUGAUUUAUCGUUGCUUUCACCUAUAUUUAUGUAAACUAAAUUACCCCAUAUAGUUUCCCAACUUUACAAGAGUUUUCAAUCCAUGGUAUGUCCGGCUUUUUAAAUUUAUAUUCUGUUGUCCAUAUAUUGACACUAGACGAUAGUCAAUCAUUAACCAAUCGAAAAUUGUUUUAUAUAAAACGUAGUAAAAUUAUAAUAUUUAUUGCUUUAUUUUAUUUCUCAUCGCAAAUCGGACUUGUUUAAACGUUUUAUAAAUCGUAUAAAUAGGAAAUUACGAGUAAUACAAUAAUUAGGUACUCGUAUUACUAAUUUUCAAAACAUAAUAAAAUUUAAUUAUUGGUGUCUCCGACAUUUCGGGUUUUUUUGCACUGUUAUAAAAAAAAAAAAAGCACUUAAUAGUAUUAUGUAAAAUUAACAGCAAUUAUUUUGUAAUUAUUUAAAAAAAAUGUUUGGUAUUUUUUUUAAAUUUGGGCGAUUAAUAUUAUUAUUGUACAGUUUAAAUAUUCACUAUUAUUAUUAUUUGUUUUUAAAAACUUUUCCUAGAUUUAGACAUGUUUGAUUCAUUUGUCCGUUUUACAAUCAAUUAAUUACGUAUUUCAUAGAGACCACAGAGGUUUGUCGUCGGUAUUAUUUAAAUAAAUUAUCAGUCUAAUGACUUAUAUAAUAUACAUUUUAUUGUAUGAAUUGGUUAUUAUUAUACUUAGGUUGGUAUCAAUAUUCUUACCAAGUAUUUCGUGACCUAAUGGUUUUUUUUUAUUAUUAUUAUUAUUAAGAAAGCUUCAAAACAAAGAACAAGCCUGUUUUCUAUUUUUCAUAUAUAUAUAUAUAUAUAUAUAUAUAUAUUUGGAUUCUCUUAUCAUUUUUUCACGUGCAAGGCUGAUCCUCUGGCAAUCAGUAUAUUACAGCUCGUAUAUUUUUCGACUUUCUCGUUCGUAAUUUUUCAGUUAAUUGGCAGAUUUUUGUCGUUUUUUUAACGCACCUAUAUAUUAUGUGUACAAUUAAAAAAAAAAAAAAUAAUAAUAUAAUAACUACUAUUAUUGUCAAUAAUCAUUUGUGCGUUUAUACAAAUAUGUAUGUAUGUAGAUACCUGUGAUGUGUGUAUGUAACGGAUCGUGGGAAACGUAUAUGUUUAAUUCGUCGUUUUUCGGGAAUGGUAUUUCAUAUUUUUUGUUUUAUAAAACACGUACCUAUCUGUCUCUGUUAGAUUGCGAAGAUAAAAAAAAAAUUAAGGAAAGAAAAAUAAUAAUUUUUAACUGUAAUUGGCAUUUCAUAUUAUAUCGAAAUGAAUUCGAACUUACAAUAAUAAUUAAUUUGAAUAUUGUGGUAUUAGAGGUACUUCGAAACGAUAAAAUAUCCUGAUAAUAAUUCUUAAUUUUGUUAUUUCGUCAGAUAAGUGUGUAUUACGUAUUUUUUACAAUACUGUUCGAGCACAAAUUAAACUAAUCCUCUUGUUUAUUUUUUCAACGACGCGGUGUUAACGUUUUCUUUGUUGUAGCGAAAAGAGUCGUUUUCCAAAUAAUUAAUUGACGAUUUUGACAGAUACGAAUUUGUGCACGUCAGUCGGUAAUUAAGUCUCGCGGUAUACUUAUUUAUUAUUCAUAAGUAUAGUAUUUCGUAUGUAUACGAAGAGAAAUGUUAAAAGUAGAAAAAAAAACAACUUUAUUUUGUUAUUAAACUUGUUGUAUAACCUUGGCCUUGUUGUCGUUGUGGUCUUGGUUUGGUGAUACCUAAUUAUUUAUAAAACGUUCUGUACGUUAGGUACAAAAGCUUUUUUGAGAUCAUAUUAUUGUACCUAUUUGAUAAUAAGACGAGCUACGUAAUCAGCUGUCGGUGUACACGCGGAGUAACAUCUGAAUAUAUUAUUAUUAUUACCACUAUAAUAUUAUUAUAAUGGUAUUAUGCGGUCGUUUGAACGUAAUAAUAAAAUACCCUCGUCGGGAUCGAGAACUGUUGUACUGAGCCACUAUAAACCGUGUAAAACAUUAAACCUCUCGACAUCAUGACAUUAUUUCAUACACUAAUACGCGUUUUUCCUUAUCGCCAGAAAGAAAAAGAAUACCUCGUUUUCCCCGUUACACAGUUUCCUCUGCUAUCUAUAUUUAUAGUCAAAAAUCAUAUAAAGCUACCUACUACGAUAGUUAGAAAGCUAACCUAACUAAUCUAACCUCUUUGUCUUGAUCCCACGCAAAUAGGGUUAGCCUCUACAUCGCCGUUUUUUUUAUCUACCUACCAACUCCCCACUCGCCCUCAUAUUUCUUCUAUAAUUACAUUUAGCCCCUCCCCUUUUUUCUUUGGUUUUUGUAUAAUCCAUUUUAUUGACAUCACUUGACUCACUAUUACUACCUUCUUGCCCAUACCGUAUACCAUCUCAAAUUAUUCUCUCUCGGUUCUCCCACUGCGCUUUAGGAGCCUCGGGGAUAUCGGUACUAAAUACUUAUCCAUUGCACACUCAUACCUCACCCUUAUCCAACCAGGUCACACCCGAUUACACUCACUUUAAUCUAUUCCGGUUUGUGCAGCUAUAUUUCAAUAUUUUUAUUUCAUUAAAACUACGGUGACUCCGGGAGAAUACCGUGUCAGACUCCCCAGCUCCUGAUGCGAAAAUACAUGACGGCGAUGACGUUUGCAACGUUUAUUUAUUUUUUUUUUUUCGUUCCCGGUCCAAUAGUUUUAUUCUCGGUUACGGGUCGUGAUACGACGCGCAGCACCCGUAUACACAAGAAACGUCGGGCACGGCGGUCGUAACUGACGACAGACUGUUUUUCUUGCGGUGCUCCCCGAUACUGGAUCCCCUACUCCCUGACGGUGACGACAACGUCAUUUAAUUUACCUAUAUUUUAUUAGACAACAGUGGCGACGGAUCCAUUGAUAAAUAACUAACCGAUCGUUCCGAACGAGCGCCCCUCCCUACCCCGUAGCUUUUGGAUCGUAAAACCGCGGCGGCGGUGGCUGCUGCCUUAUGGUUUAUCGCAAACGAUAUCAUGUUAUGUUGCCGCCGUCGCCGCCGCCUGUACAGUUGCCAAGUGGGAUGACAUUUUGCCGGCGCUUUCCCUCCCGAUUACAAAUAUAGAAACGUCGCCGUCACCCCGACGCACGACGUCAAUGAUCAUAAUAAUAAUCGCGAUUGUAAUAACGAUAAUUAUUAUUAUUGUUGUUGUCGCGACCGUAGUUGUACCGUUGGACGUUCAUUGCUAUAAUAUUAUUGCUACCGUAGUUACCGGGGCGACGGCCGUUCCGCCAAUAAAACAAAUGCAAAUAUAACGGACGAAGAUAAAUUAUUAUUAUUACUAUUAUUAAUAUCCUAUAAUAAUUUGCAAUAAUAAACGGAGUAGACGUACAACUGUAUUCGACCCGUAGGCCACUUCUGUUACGCGCCGAGUAAUGGCCGAGAUUUUCACGUUGAAAAGCUGUAGGUGUGGUGGUUAUAGAUUACGUUUUACGUUUAUACACCGUGUCGUUUUUUCUCCGAUCGUCGUCCGUUAAUUUAUAUUUAUAUGUUUUGUACGUCUUAUGUUGUUUAUUGGUCCCGUAGCGUACGAAAAAUUAUUGAAAAAUGCACAAAAAAAAAAUCCUUUUACCGCAAAAAUACCCUUAAAAACCCAGCCAUGUGUUUUGUACGGAAAUAAACGCGAUCGCGAUGUAACACCUAACCGAUCAAUAUAAUACUAUGAUUUUUUUUGAGUCCGGAUGACGCGUCAUAGGCGUUAAUAAUUAUUAUAACGACAUAAAGACGUUAUCGAUAUCACAAAUAGAACGAUUGACAAUCCGUACGGAAUUAUGGACGGUGACUACUUAAAACCAGUAAAACCUGUUCAGGAAAAUAUCACGAAAAAAAAAAUUUCUUGAGAUAAUAAUUUGAAUUAUCUAAAUUAAAAAAUUUUAUAAUGUAUAAAUAUACACUAAAAACUAGCAAACCGACUGAAACAUGCUAAACGAUGCAAAAUAAAAGUUUCACUUUUGAAGUGUCUACUGCUAUUACGCGAAUUAAAUUGUGUAGUUGGAAAUCAUCGUUUUAAAUAACCCAUAAAAAUGUACUUUGUAUUGAAAUCCUGGCCUUAAUUAAUGAAUGUCUAAGAUAAAUACGGUGAAUUCAUAUUAGAUAGAAACGAUAAUAUAACAGAUUAAAGGUACGAAUAAAUAAAAAUUACAAGGAGAAAAUAAAUGUUUUGUAAUGGGAUUCAUGGGUUUUUUUCUGUCUGUUGUUUAACUCGUUUCAAUUGAAAAACAACUAUUUAAUAUCUAUAGUUUCAACGCAUUCACGAUGCCAAUUUCAAUAUAAUGUAAUAUUGUACGAGUAGUUAUUUUAGCGGAGACAUAGACUGUAUAUCGAAAACAGGGACAGCUAAAAUAGAAGCUUUCGAAGUAUAGUGAUGGAAAAGAGUGUUAGAAUUGUAUGGACAGACAAAGUAAGGAAUGAUGAAAUUUGUAUGAUAAUGAAUACACUAAAAAUCAAUGUGAAAUACGCCGAAUGCCGAAAAUGAUGAGCGGUUGGUGAAUCGGAAACUUCACUAAGAAAAACCCUCUAAUAACUGCAAAAAUAAAAGAUUCCCGAGAAGAGAAGGCCUAGAAGGAUGCCAUUUAUUAAGAGAAUGAUGGAAGACACCGGAAAAAGAACACACCGGGUAGCUUAAACGAGCUAUAACGGAGAAAACGUAGAGAAACAAUCAUUCUAACCAUUACUGAUAGAAUCCAGCUUCUGCGGGUCUUGGUGUAUUUUUAUUUUUUCGUUGUAUUAUUUUUACCGGCCUCGACUCCACGGAUCGCCGUGAAAGCUGUUGCCAGUGUUCCCAUCACUGGCUAUACAAACACUUUUUGGGCGGUUUCAUUUUCGCACGAACUCUUCUACAAUGUAAUAGUCCGUUGGUAAAACAUUAUAGUCUUUUACCGUUUGCCGGGUACGAGAAACGAUGAGUGAAAGUGACCGAGUUCUUUAAGUACGCACACACAUACACACAAACACAUUUCCAAUACCGGCAAACGAGAAUGGAUUAUUGCGAUUAUCUAUAUACCUAGACGAAUAUAUAUCGUGUCUAUUUGGUUUUUUUUUUACUUUUAUCCCAUUGUGUUUUAUUUAAUUUUAAACUUACUGUUCUCGAUUUCCGAAGAUAGAAGCACGCGAUUUGCUUCGCGGAAGGUCAACGGUGUGUCCGUUGAAUUCGUUAAAGCGCGCAUAUAGUAACACGCUUGUAAUUUGUAAAUUUCUAAUUAUUUUUACUAGGUACCAACUAUUGCAUAAGUUGUAUUUUUCUUAAAACAUAUAUUGACUGACUAUUAUUAUCUUAUCAAACAAACUGCUGGUCUAUAGUUUUUUUUCUACGGCGCUAAAAAAUACCAAUAAUGUUAAUGAUUUUAUCUAUUAAAACAGUCGCCGCCCGCCAGGCUGUAACGCACGAAUGUCGCGUACUUUUAAUUUCAUAUUUUAAACAUGACGAAUUUUACUCGUCAUAAGUUUGUCCAACCAUUUUUAUUCUUAUUUAAAACGAAAAAAAAACCCGUUGAAAUUAUAUAAUAUUAUGCGUAUAGGUUCUCUAUUAUCCAGGGGUGGAUCUGAAGAACAUUUAAGGGAGGGGGCGAAUUGAUAUAUGUAUAAUUCAAGGGAUCUUUAACCAUCAAUGGCAGAGUGGAGGGGGUAAUUUCCAUUUUCACAUGCUUUUAUUAUUUUCAUCGUAUAAACUUGAUCAUAUUGAAUACCUAAAAUAGGGAGGUUAUCAAUUUUACCAAUGUACACAAUUAUCAAUGCUUUUUUAACCGUGAUAAAUAUGUAAUUUGGAUACAGUGUAGUAUAUUACUAAUAUUAUUUAAAACGAUAAGAAAAUAAGAUUAAAAUCAAUCGGAUACACAGUUAUAUACUGAAUACAUAUAUAUAUAUAUAUAUAUAAUAAUUGUAUAAUAUAUAAUUAGAUAUUGUAUUUAUUCAAAAUUAAUUUUCUAACCUUAUAAACGUCUAAUCAGCUACGGGCCUCUAAAUAUUUGGAAUUCGCCUGGUGUAUACUACUAAACCACCGGUGGAGGCGAGAAAAAAAUGUCAAGGUGAGGGCGAUGGCUAGGUCGCUCGUCUCCUAAAAUCCACCCCUGCUAUUAUCCGCUAAUAUCCGUACGUUUUUUCUUAUAACCAAUCAAAAUUUGUUUACCGUGAUCGAAUCGCUAUACGUAAUUUAUUUCGUUUGUUCAUUUUGAUUUCAGGCCAAAAUCGAUAGGUAAACCAUUUCGGUAUAGAAAAAUGUAUGGACAUUUGCUGGGAGUAUGCGAUGUUGAUACAUACAAUUUUGAUUUUAGGCCAAAUUCGGCACCUAGUAGGUGUAAAACACGGAAUAUAAACGAGAAAUGCGAAACAUAACCAUUAUAGCCUACAAACUGUAAAUUACUAUAAUACUCAAAUUGAAGUGACGUAUACGUAUCUAGUAUAUACGUAUAAGUACAAUUUUAAAAGUGAAGUUUUCGGGGACAUUUUUUUUGUCAAAUCGUUUUAUUCUUCAUUUAUAGUAUAAAAACAAAGACUGAAAGACGUUUUUCCAAUUUUGAGGUUUUUGCCCCUUUUUAUAUAAACCGUUUUUUGUUUACAACAAACUGACAAUUAGAGCUGCACACAUUCAAUUUUGUGCCCUACACUUUGCGCUUUAAAACAUACUAUUUCAGGCUCUGCAGUAAGUAAAUGUGAACAGUGGGAUGGGGUUAAUCUGAAAAAAAAAUCUUUUAUCGUCCCAAUAGAAAAGAAACUGAUUUAUUAAAUUAUUAUUUAAUAAAUGAUAAUAUAAAAUUACUAUGUUACGAUGUUUUGUAAGAUAUUUGUAUGCCCCCUUGAAAUGUGGCCCCCGGGGCCAGUGUCCGUCCCCCCUUAAUAUAUAAUAUUAAGUUACCCGAAGCUUCAAUCAUUUUGUACAGUGUGACUCACCAGCAAUAAAUUAUUCGUACAUCUAUUUAUACAUUUUAAACUAUAUAUACAUUACAAAUUAUUUAUAUCGUCUAGUAGUAGUGUAGUCGUCCUUAGCGCAAGCAAAUGAAAAAAAAUAAUAAUAAUAUCACCAAGGUUUUUUUAAUGAGGUGGUGUUCGUCGUCAUCGUAUCGAGUCUGAUCUAUCUUUAUAAAAUAUAAAUUCCCUAACGCGAGAUGGCCCACAUUUUCUUUUUAUGAAAUUUAUAAUAUUACACUAUUUUAUACCACUUUAAGUUAUGGUUUUUGAAAAUAUCUGCAGAAUUUUAUUAUACGAGUUUUCAAAGCUACCCCCCCCCUAUCUAUUUGUAAAAUAAAGGAUCUACUUUAUUUUAUUUUUUCAAGAUUUCUAUAAUAUUCAAAAAGUGUGUUACGUUAUUAUUAUCUUGUAAGUUUUUGUGCCGGAUCUACAUGCGGUUUAUAAUAUUUUAUGAUCUUCAAUCGUAAAAAUAUUUGUCAAAAAAAAAAAAAAAAAGUACUUCAAAUUUACUUAUUGAUUAUAAAAAUUCCUUAUUCAUAUAAUAUUUUUUAUUUUAUUGUGGACAAGUGUGUGUUAAGUCUUCAGUUGAGUGUCCCACUUCUGAGUCGAAUCAUUUUUUUAUGAGUUUAUAACCUAUCCUAACCGCAUUCACUAGGUAGAUACCAAUACUUCUGACGUAGCUAAUCUCUUAAGAAUUUUAGUCGACAUAUUGCAAUAAUAUUAUGUAACGUCACCUAUCUUAUCUUUCCUUUAUUUUUUACCACGACUCACUUUCGAUUUACUGAGUCUAUAAGUAAUUAUGGCCACGGAAAAAAUUUGCUUAUACCUGCUGAAAUUGACAGAUAAAAAUAUUUGGCCAUGGAAAAAAAUUGGAUUUUUUAAAAAUAAAUGUUUUUUAUUAAAUUUUUAUAUUUGACCAUACUUUUCUUUAGUCAUUUUAGUAAAUGGAUAUUUUUGUAAUGGUCAUUAUUGCUGACUACCCGAUUUAGUAUACACAACGCUCAAAAUUUCCUGUACACCACCCCUUUACUAAUAUAUCUUUUUUUAGGCCUGCCAUGUGGUAAUACCUCUUAAGGUGCACAUUUAAAGGCCUCUCUUAGUGGUUCGUUUUAUUUUCGAUGUAUAAUAUUGUCUGUAUAUUAAUUUUUUUGUGAACAAUAUUCAAUUAUAUAAUAUAUCAUUGCUUAACCUUAUGAAAAAUAAAAAAAAUAGUUAUCAUCAAUAGUAUUCACCCGAGUACUAUAAUUCAGUUUUAGAAAUAAUUGUAAUUAGGUGAAUAGAAUUAAUCGUUUUCAUUAUUUUUUUUUUCGAAAUAGUCAGGAGGUGUACUUUAUAUGCAUAGUUUAUAUAGACAAUUUGACUAUACAGAUUCAUAUACAUGACAUUUUUAGUACGUUUUUUUGAGUGCCAAUAAAAUGAUUAAAAAAAAAAAAUAAUAAUAAUGUCAGUAUAACAUUAACUUUAUAAUAAUCUGUAAUAAACUGCAGUUAUUUACGGUUUUUUUUUUUUUUUUAAUACUAUGCUUGUACGAGUAUUACUUGUUUUGGGUUUUUAUAAUUUUAUAAUGACUAUAAAAAUCAUUAAUAUGUAUUCAACAAUCGGUUUAGUCUAUGAUGCAUUGGGACUGACAUAGAAAAUAAAUUGUACAUUAACUCUUUAAAAAACUUCGUCAGUUCAUAAACGCUCGAUGUUAAACGAAUGUUUAAAAUCUUUCCUAACCUAACCUAACCUAUAACAUUUUGAGUGAAUGGUGCUCGGGUAAAACGUACAUACAAUAACAUUACUUUACUACACUUUAUCGUAUUUUGAGCGUAAAAUAACGUACCACGAAGGAUAUUAUAUUAUAUUCUUGUACAAUUAUAAUGUCGUUUUAUAUACAUUUCGGAAUGUUCAUUAUUCGAUCGAGUCGUAUAAUAUUCGUAUAUAAUAUGUAGUGUUGUAUACAGUAUACUAGACGUUGGAUAAAAAAAAAUCCAGUCAAAAUAUCCAUUACCGAAUAAACCCAAUUUCCUUAACUCUAUUUUAUGAUAUUUAUAUAGCAUAAUUUUUCUCGUUUAUAUAAGUCUACUUACCAUACUUGUUCUUUUUAGAUUCUAAUUGAAGUGAGGAAUGUAUUGGUUUUAUUAUGUGUUUUUGUUUUUGUAUUCGUAAACAACUUUUUCAUUAGAAAUCUUGCUUCAACCAAAUCUUUACAAAAACUUUUUUGUGCAUUUUUUGUCUUAUAGUUAGUGCAUUAAAGACGUCAUUUUUUUAUUUUUCUCGUACUUUUCUUAAUAAAUAUGGAAAACUAGCUAUUUGUUGUUUUCUGGAUUACUUCGCAACAAGGGAAAUAUACGACUAAUAAUAUUCUGUUCGCAAUCGUUUUCCCGUUAUCAAUAGUUUAUCGUUGCGUGUAGAUAUAAAUCUUUUAUAGAUCUUUCGAGUGACUUUAAUCUACAACAUUUAUUUCCUGUCGUAUUUUUUCAAUGAAAAUUCGCUUUUAUUCUUAUAUUUUAAAUUUUAUUUGAAAUUGAAUUUAAUAAUUUCAGCCAAGUUUUAAUUUAAAUUUGAAUGCUAUCGCAUAUUAAAUUGGAUUUUUUCAGGAUCGGAUUUCUCGUCUCGUAUGCAAAUAACUUAACAAUACCGUUAUGGAAUCGUCGAUCGGAAAUUGGCCCACGAAUGUGUUUACGUAUUUAUUAUAGGCCAGUUUUAUAAAAUAUAACCAGGUUACUGUAUUGUACAAACAAGUUGUUUUCCGCUUAUAAACCUUAUUGGCUAUUGGGUUACUGUAAAAAAAUCUCAACAAAAUAAUUAUUAAAAUAUUUAAUGCGGCCAUUUUGAGGAUUCACGCUUAAGCUUGCGGUUUAAACGGUUGAAUUUUGAUAAGAUUUGACGAUGAAAAUAAAACGACGUCAGUCCAUUCGUUAUCAAUUUGUAUAUGUUUCAACUUUUAGAAAUCAUAACGUCGAGCUUACACUCAACCACGAACGUAUAACGCUAUAAGUAGUAUUUAAUUCGAAAAUCGCCAUUGAUAUUUUCUAGAACAUAAUAUCUUAUAGAAUCUUAUAAUAGUUAUUUGUUAAUAGCAGAUAGCUGUAUACAUUUUGAACCUUGGAAACUGUCGAUUACACUACUUGAAACGCAUUAUAACGUUCAAGUCCUAUGAAGUUUCACUGUGAUAAUCGAAAAAUGCCUAUUAUCGGGACGAUUAUAUUUUAUGUCGCGAAAUCGAGAAAAAUACAAAACGAAGAAAAUAUUUAAUAAUGUAAUAGUAAAGCCGUAUUGCCGGGGAACAGAUGGUGCCGGUCCAUCACUGCAAUAAUAUCCGCCGGAGUUUUAAACCCCGUGCGACUCGUGCGCGUGUGUACACGAGCGAAACAAAACGCCCGACGUUAGGGCGCCCGCAGCCGCCUCCGGUAUUUAUAGCACCGCGGUCGCGAGGGAUCCCGGUCGGCCUAGAUCCGCGUUUAUUUUCGUGUACCGGCGGUGGCGGCGGCGGCGAGCGAAUAUUUAAAAUAGACGCGCAUGCGUUCCGCCGUACGCGCUCCGUACGACCGGUACGAUCGCGGCAGGCGUACGGCAUUGCCGCCGCCGCAUUAUGUUACCCCUCGGUGGCCGGUGACCAAAAAUGGGCCGACUGCGCGUCAACGCCCUCUUGUACACCGCGCAUUACGGCCGUCGCCGUUACGUAUUAUUGCGAUAUUAUAUUAUAAACGGCGGCGGCGUCCUACGUUGACGGCACGGCGCGCGCGCACUUUAUAACGCGAAAAUAAUACGAUGAUAAGCAGUGGCGUAACUAGAACUCCUGAUGCCCGUGGCAAAAUAUUGUAUUAAGGUCCUAAUAAAAGCCGAACCGACGAGAAAAAAAAAUGGGAUUGAGGGGAGGGGGUUAUUCGAAAAGACCCCCGCCCGUUUAUUAAUGCCCCGGUCUAGAGCACUGCAGCUAAGGCCCUUGUCUGUUGUGGGUCCGUGGCAUUUUCCCACCUUGCCCACCCGGUGUUUAUAUGCCACCGAUGAUAAGACGUGUUUUGGCGAUACAGUUUUCAGCGACCUGUGGUCACGACUGCACCGUGUUGUAGAUAGAACGGUUGCACAAAGAGUGGCUAAAAAUCGGCCCCAAAAGUUCUCAUCGAAAAUAUGAAAAUCUUCCCGCUUUGCGGAACGAUCUAUAGUUGAAAUUACCACGUCAAUUUUGGAUAAAACUACCAUGGUAUAUUAUCAUUGCGAUCUGGACAAUUCUGUUAAUUCGUUAAUAGUUCCACCGGAAGUCUGGGAGAAAAUGUUAAAUUUAACAAGAACCUUUUUCGGGCUGCAGGCCGUCGUAUUAUAUGAUUCGUCGUUGAGCGACCGUUUACCAUUCUAUCUAUGUAACCGUGGUCACUGGUUACUGGUUAUCCAUUGGUAUAGCACAUAUGCUCUGUGAACAAAACUUGUUGGCGAUAUUCUAACCGAGUCACAAACAACGUGAAUUACGGCUUACCGAAAACCGAAUCGUCAAAACACGUCUAUAAUAGUAAUUUAUACGUACCCCCAUUUACAUUAUACUGCAGCUGGCACCUCGUUGGUGGCGGCUGCUACAUGUAUACCGACGCGUGCCGAGUUUUGUUUACCCACACGAGGACGCGGCGUAUCGUCGUUGCCGUGAGUGGCGAUAAUUUCUAAGUUAUCGAUUUGUCUUCAAUUUUGUAUAUUUUGUAUCCCCUUGAGUAAACUUUUGUAAUUUUUUUUUUAAAUAUAAUUGCAUAGCAUGAAAUUUCAUGCUAUGUAAUUUGUUUCCUUUUAUUUUUAGGUCUAAACUAAAUAUUGCUCUCGUAGUGACAAAUGCAGUAACUAAUAAUUUCUCAUAAAUGAGAUUAGAAAGAAUUCAUCUAUGCAAAAAUCGAUUUUAAAAUGUCGUAAAUAUACGUUUUUGUUUUUGUGUUUUUUCAGUAUUCAAACAUUUUUGUGAAUAAAUUGCAGUAACUUAGGGUGACUAUAAAAAAAAAUAAAACCAAGACAAAAUAAUUUUAGUAAUGCAUUGAAAGUAAUAUUUAUUAGUUAUUAUAGGUUUUUUUUUGUUAAUUUUUCAAAAUUAGGCCUAAUAUUAUUUACUAUUUUAAAUACACCCGUAUAUCUUUGAUGCAUUAUCUGCCGGUAUCGAUUCUUGUGGUUAUUAUUUUUCAUGAAUACAAUCGCUAUCAUCAUAAUCUAUAACGGAUAUUUUUGUCAACGAAUUUAUUUUAUUCAAAAAUAAAAUAAAAAUUAAUACGGAAUAAUUGACAUCGAUAUAAAAAAAAAAAAACAGGAUAAAAAGCGUCCCGAAAAAAGUUCUUCAGGACAACAAGGACACAAAGCUAAAAAAAAAUGGACAGUCCUGCAUAAAACAGCACGUAUGGUCACACCUUACAGUAAUUAAAACAACACCAAAACGUAGUUAGGUAGUUAAUAUUAUUAACGGCGUUUAUUACUGAUAAUGAAAUGUAUAGGUACAGUAUAUAUUAUAAUCUAUAAUAUAUUUAAUAAAUCAGAAUUAAAUGCAGCCGGGGCGUCAUUGUAUACUAAUUUCAGUAUCGCCCCGAGGUGUUUUCCUCGAUUGUCCUUGCGUAAUAUACGCCACUGGAUCGUACAUGAUUGUAAGAUAAAUAAACAGUAAAAGAUUAAAAAAAAAAAAACAACAUACUUUUCAUGUAAAAAUAAUAAUUGCAUUGAGAAAUCAAUGAUUUUUUAACAGAUUCAGGUGUGUUUUUAUGCGCCAUACAUAUUUAUCGGACGUACCAAAAAAGCCAACAAAUAAUGACAACAUUUCGAAAGUCCAUUUUUAGCGGUCACUAUACUUACACCACUACGAGGGCACUAUGGGUCGCGCCGUUACGAUAUCGCCAGUGGUAUUACGGAAAAAUAACCGCGGCGAUCGCGUAUCCCGGGCGGAGGCACAUUCCUACAUAGUAAUAAUCGAAAACCGGUGUAUAGAGACGCCCGGUUGGUCGUUCAAAGUUGUGUGUGUAGAAACGGGCGCGUCGUCGCCUGUUGAACGUAAACAGCACGCGCGCCGGCGACAAACCGAUCGCUUUUUGUUGCCGCUUGUUGUAAGUCAUAAUAUCUCGGAAAAUGGCCGGUGUACACCCGGCGCACAGGCGUGUGUUCCCGGCGGCGGCGGCGGUUUAUACACGAAAAUCGUAUCGGUGCAUAUUAUUAUUACCGACCGAUAUGAUCAAAGGCUGUUGCGGCGACCGUCAAUGGAAAUAUAACGAGCUCGAUUGAACAAAGUCGAAUUAAACAAAACGAGCCUUAUUUGGUAUACGACAAUUUACAUGUAGCAAUCAAUACAUUAAUACUCGGCAAGUUCUAUGUUAAAAAUUCAUUGAGACUACUCACGGGGUAGUUUUGUACUGUUGCAGGCGGUAUAAUAGUUGGAAAGGUAGGACAAUGCAAAGGGUAAUUUCUUAAUUCGUAUACUGUAGUACGCACCGACAGAUCAUUGCUAACAAAUAACGAUUCCGAGCGGAGUAAUAUAAGUUAAAUUCAAUAUAAAUACGCUCCGAAAAGCAGUGACAACAUUUGAUUGUGUGAUUUUCCUUUUUUUUUUGGUGGAGAAGGGGGUAUUUGACAAUUUGGUCACCUUUUUAUUGUUUCGUGUGCCUAUUGAAUCCAUAAUAAUAAUUUGCAUACAUUGUGUUUAUACGACACAAUAUAUAUAUAACGCUUACUUAUAUAUUAUUAUAGGCUACCGUCAAUUUUUUAACAUAAUAUAAAAUAUCUUAUUAAAUAUAUUUUCGAAAACAUACAUAUAUUAUUUACUCAUCCGCACAUAAAAUAGCUUCAGAACCGCAUAUUUUUGAUCGUAUAAUACAAUUAUAAAAUAUAAUAAACGCGCGACAGUGUAACGUUUCAUCUAUUUCAAUAUUUUGUCGUUUUUUAUAUUUUUGUAAUAUACCUAUCUACCAAUUAGUUUUUUGACACGAAAUUUAUACAGCUGCAACUGUAUUCUUUAGGUUAGGUAUAACAGUAUGUACGUGGAGAGGAGAGGGGAAAUGAUUUUUGUCGCGACCAUAUUUUCUCAUUUUAUUCGAACUGCAGUGCGCGUCGUUUUCGCGAACAGGAGCCGCAGAAGCCCGUGUUGUACGGUAAAAAAUGAAAAAAUAAUAAAUAAGGCACGUGACGAAUUCGGAUCGCUGUGUUAUGUUUUAUUAUUAUUUUUUACCGUCGUAUGUUUUUUUUUUUUUUUUUUUCCGUCGUUUUUUUUUUUUUUUUUUUUUUUGGUGUCGUAUUACAGCAGUCUGUGCUUUGGAUGCGUAUACGUAUGACGCGUGAUAUGUGUACCCGACCCCUUCCCGACGGCAUCCGCCGUCAACGUUGCACGCACGUACGCACAUAUGCGUGUUUCCCGUUGAUGGGGAAGAGUUGUAUACUAGGUAGGUAGGUAGGUAGGUAGGUAGGUAGUAAAACCAGUUGUCAUCAUUAUUAUCAUAAUAAUUAUCGCGUCCUUGAACUUAAACAAUAAUACAAGUCGUCUUUGGAUAUAACAGGACUAAUAAUAAUAAUAUGUACGCUAUGUACUCUAUAAUAUAUCGAGCGAAGACGAUUUACCUAUUACGAUUUCUUGUUCCUAUUACUUGUUUUUAUGUUGUUGUUGUUGUGUUAUACUUACGUCGGUAACACUAGCUUCACCGAUUUAUAUAGGUAAUUUGUAUUACGUGACUCGCGGCGGGGCGAUGAGUCUACUCGAAUAUACGUUUUCUAAAAGUGAUUCCUAACAAAGAAACCGUAUUAGUUUUCACCAAAAAUUCUUUUUUUCGGUUACUUCAAUACGCUUCGAAAACAUUACUUUAAAGUUGAGGAUUUUCCGCCCAGUGUAGGUAUUAAUUUAUUCAUUUUUCUAGAUUUUGUUCUCGUAUUGAUUUCAGACGUGUCACGAGUGAGUUACUAUGCAGUUAUACAUUUUUAUUUUCUUUUUCGAAUGAACUCUGUCAACUUUUCCUAAAUUAUUCGUUUUUAGAACUUUUAAAGUAUAUGAUAUAAUUAUUGUUCAUCAAGUUAAUAUUUUUCUUCAUACAUUUUACUUUAAGGUCGUUGAAUUAUAUUACAGGGAGAAAGAGAGAGUUUCUCGAACGUGAUUUUCUCUUUCUCCGUUUUUUAGAUUCUGAGUGAAAACAAAGAAUGUAGUGGUUUUAUAUUGAUCUUUACUUUUUUUAUUUAUCUGUAAACAACUUUUUUAUGAGAAACCUUGCUCCGAUUGUCAAGUGUAAUACGUUUCCUGAAAGGAAAUUAUAUCUCGGUGGCACUUUAACUCGGUCAUUUUUUGAUUUUCCAGGUGUUCUUCAUUAGAGCUGAGAAAAAAUUUAGUAAAAACGAGAAAAUAUAUGAAAUGUAUUAUAUUUAAUUUUAAUUAUUGUUCUAAUUUAGUUAAAAAUAUUCAUAUUCAUUUGAAAUUUGGACAGAAAGAUUAUAUUUGACUUUUCUAGACGUGGUCAAAUUUUCAAAAAUGUUUAGCUAUUUUUGAGAUAUUUGUGAAAUUUUGAUUUUACGAGUUUUUUACGUAAUUUUUAUUUGAUAGGUAUCCUGUGAAUAAAAUAGUAAGGCCAAACUGAAAUGUUUGGAAAUGAAAAAUUUAAUUGGAAGUUCAUGAUAAAUUGCGAACUUUGUGAUAAAAAAAAAAAAAAAAUCUGUGAAAUGUAAAAUUUGUUUUUCAUAUAAAUUUUAAUAUCAAAUUUUGACGAAAAUCGUAAAUAUUACGGUCUUUCAAACCCUUUAAAAACGAACUCCGCUCUGAAUCGCUUUUUGUUAUCAAUGAUUAAUCGUUGUUUACAGAUAUAAAAUAAAUUUCCCUUUAUAUCCUACCUUCCCAACUUUUCACUUACAACAGUGAUUCACUUAUUUUGUGAAGUAUGUUCGUUUUUUUUUUUUUUUAUGAUUUGAGCUCGAUUAAAGGUGACAAUACUGAGUAUAGAUGGUUGACCUUCAAAUAAUUUUCAUAUUGUCCACUAUUGACAUACCUAAGUGUUAUUAUUAUUAUUAUUAUUUUUUUUUUCUAAAUAAUUGAUAUCUUUAUCUUCGUCUUAGAUAUUUAUUUUGGUUGAAAAAAUAAUAACUUUAGGUUCCUACAUUAAAACUGCAUUAUAAUAAUGUUUAUAAAUUCAUCAGCGAAGACACCGGUUUUAUUGUUAAUUUUUUUCAUUAAAUCAGAAAUUCUCAAUGGCUUAGUCACUCAUCACGUUAAAAAGAUUAUGCUGUAAAUCAUUUUUAUACAUUUUUUUUUAUUUCGAUAGUAUUCAUAUUACUUUUAUAGACUUAUAAGUUUAAUAGAUAUAUUUUAUAAUAUAUAUAUAUUGAUUACAAUAUAUGUGCGAAAGAGAUAGACUCAUAGUUGCCGUUUCCAAUAUGCGUCUAUCUCUUUUUUGCAUAAUCUUAUGUUAGCUUCAAAAUGUGUUAUACAUAAAACGAGUGUCAUAAGGUCUGUAAUAAGUGGCAGUUUCACCACAAACAUCGAACAUGAUGAUUCUUUAUUCUUUUAUUGAUGUCGUUACUGAAGACAUUUAAAUAACAUAAAAAAAAACAUAAUUUAGGAACAUAAUAUGGAAUAUAAUAUAGCAUAUGAAUUUAAUACUAAUCGAUUAGUUAUAACUAGGGCUCGAGACUUAUUGCACUUAAUAUCCACAAAAAAGUGCUUAAAAACGUCAAAAAAGCACUUGAUAAAUAUUUGAAAAAGCAAAAAUUGUAGAAGGGUUUAAAUGUCCCUUCUCUUACGACUUGUACUUAUUACAUAAAAUUCUUUAACGCUACACAUAUUAUUAACCAAAGUUAUCUUUUUUUAUUUAAACAAAUUUACGAUUCGUUUAUCAUUUGUGUCGUGUUAGAAAAUUGUAUUUAAUAACUUGACGUCGUUAGACAGAGGAUCUUUAAAUCCUUCUACCAUUUGUUCUUUUAAUAUUUUAUUGAAGUACUUUUUUGUGAAAUUUAAGUGCAAUAGGUCUUGAUCCUUAGUUAUAACUCAUUACUUAUAAUUCUAAUAAGUUGAAAGUAAAAAACAAAUUUAAUUUCUCAAUAAUUGUAGUUAUAUAUAUAUAUACAAAAAAAUAGCUGAUAUACCUAUCUUAAAUUAUGUUAUUGUCAUUGACCUCUUUAGAGUAAAAUAAUAUAUCUACGAUAAUUAUCAUCGUUUAUCAUUUAUCGGUCGGUUAAAAACUCGUUUUUAAAAAUAAAUCGUUUGGAUCAAUUGUCGUCGAGUAGUUGGACGUAAAAAUUAGUGGGCGAAAAAAAUGUGUCAACGAAUAUUGUAUAUAAUAUACACGACGACUAUUUAACACGCUAUAUAAUAUUAUACGAGUUUUCAAGGAAAUUUACCCACGUGGUUUAGUAUACUAAUUUUAAAUUUAAACCAUUAUUGACCGAGCCGAGAGCCAACGUCUGAAAAUAUUUUUUAUUGGGACGCUUUCCACGUACCUAUGUAUCUAUACCACCUCACACAUCAUCAGCUAUAACGAAUACGCGUGCUCUAUAUAUUUGUAUUCUGUGGGCUUUUUCGAAAGUGAACUAUUGACUAGUGUUUUUGUUUUAUUUAAUAAAAACAUAUGUUUCCAUUAUAUUGUGUACUCGAGCGCGUGUAGUUGAAAAAUGAACACGUGUUUUUUUUAUCCACCUAGGAUUUUGAUUUUAUGCUACCUAAUAAAUCGUAACCUUUUUUUUAAAAAAAUAAAACUUUCUUUCAUUUUAAAAGAUAUAUUUCUACCCCUUCCCGCUCUACCGUUAAUAACAAUUUACUUAGGUAUAAUAUUAUUGAUUUUCAAGUUGAAAUAGAAACUAAAAUGUAUGUACAGUUCAGUGUGAUACAUUAUAUAUUACUCUUAAAAUAUCCCUAUUUUUUUAAACUCGAAAUAAGUGCUUGGAUGUAUCGUGUGUCUUUUGAAUAGCUGACGUAAAUAAUUGUCACUAUUAUAAUUUAGUAUUAUAUAGGUACAUAACAACUAGAUUAGUGACUCUUUGAGUAUCUUAACGGUAAACCUGGCAGCUUAUGAAAUAUUUGUGUUGAAAUAUUGUGAUAUUAUAUGGAAUAUAUUUGAAUUUUUUUUCUUUGAAGUACAGAUAUAUAAUAUAUAUAUUAAAUAUCUAUACAAAAAAGACAAAAAUGUGGUUUAUUACCGUCUACCUAAGCUUAAAUAUCUUGUCAAUAGCCAAUGGGUCGACGGAAAUCAAAAAUGUCAAUACCAAAAUGUAUUAUAACUAAUACUCCAUCUAUAAAUGGAUUUUUAAUAUUGGUUGCCAUUUGAAAAUCAACUGUAGGUAAUGUUUUACUUCCAAAAAUAAGAAUGACAAAAAAUAGCAUUUAAGUAAAAUUGUAGAGCUGCUUGUUUCUUAAAUGUUGUUUAAUACACAAGUUAAUAUUUUUCGAGAUAAUGAUUGUACCCGCUUAAUUGAAUCACUUUGUAAACCUUUUUAUAUUAUGAUAAUAUUGUUAUAAUUGUGUAAUAUUAGAAACAAUCACGGCCUUGGUUUGGUAACCACAGUAAAAAUGGUCAAAAUACAACAGUUUAAUAUAAAUAAAUUAAUGAUAACACCCAUGGUCUAAAAAAAACAAAUAGCGGUUGUUGAUGAUUUCAAACAUUUAUACGGAUAGUAUUAUGUUAGAAAGCUCUACAAUUAUAUAGGUAUACUUAUAGUACUUAUAAUCUGUGCUAUCAAGUCUACCUUGGUUUCUAUAUUAUCGUGCUAUAAACAAAAUAUUGCAUCGGUUAAUAUUUGUUCUUUAGUAUAUGCCUGCCAAAUUUCAUAACUUCCAUGUGAUUAUAUCUGUCUGCUAUCUAAAUGUAUAUGUACACUAUUGAUUUUGGCUAACUUUUUUUAUUGUAAUAUUUGACUAUAAUAAUUAAUUGCGAAUAAACUGUAUACGCUGUUAACAAAAUAUUGCAAAAUGUAAAUAUUGCUUAUAUAUAUAUAUACAAAAAAAAUUAUUAAUGUGAAAUUUUGAGGGGAGAACCGGCCAAUAUAUUACCGACGUUUCACUGUGAUCCGAAUAUUAUAUCAUUAUGUUUACUUAUCGUUUUAUUUCAAUAAUAAUUCUUUUAAAAUUUUAAUUUGCAGUUUAAUAAAAUUAUUGAUAAUGGUGAUUCUAAAGCUAGGUUAUCCUUUUUUUUUUAUUAUUAUUAUUUUCUUUUUUUUAUUAAUACGUGUAUACAAAUUACCUUUAUUAUUAUUAUUAUGCGAGUACGAAAGCGAUAACGCAUUCAAUUUCUAUUUGUAUUAUUUAAUUAUAACGUGGAACUAUAAUAACAUAUUAUAAUGUAAUCGAAUAAACUCGAUUAACUGUGAUUGAUUAAUAAUUAAUUAUUUCGAAUGCUUAGUAUUCUUUUUUAUUAAUAAAACACCUAUAAUAUUAAUGAUAGAUGAAGGUGAAUUAAACGAAGAAUAUAUAGUAAGUUAAAUUUCACGUUAAAUUAAUAUUUUUCUUUGAAUUUAUGCGUUGUCGAAAGGAUAGUAUUGUCAGGACUGAUCUAGUAUUAAUAACGAAUAUUUUUUUUUGUCCGUGCAAAGUAUAUUAUAGUUAUUUUAGAUUAUGAAUGUGUUGUUUUUUUGGUAAAAGACUUGUACCAGAAAUCUUUUUAAAGCAUAUUUUAAACUGUUGCAUCUUUUUGAAAGUAAAUUCUAUAUACUUGGUAAUGGAGAGGCCACUUUUGAUUUUCCUUGUAGUUUUCUUAGUUAUCAGGAAAAUCCGGGAAUAAAUGUAAGAAAAACAGGAAAAUGUACGCCAAUCAUUAUUUUUUUUUUUUUGCAGUAAUUCGGUUAAAAAUAAUUAUAGAGAUCCAAUCAUUGCACAGAGUACUUAUUCGCCUUUUCUAGACGUGGUAUAAUUUUUUAAAACUGCAAUUUUCGAACUAUUUCUAUAGGUACUUAUUUAAUAUUUUCGAAUUUUUUUUUAGGAGUUUUAGAAGAACAAAUUUUUUUUAGUCAAGCAGAUGUUUGUAAAUCUAAUAUAAUGUUUAUCAUAAGUUGUACUUAGUAAUAUAAAAAAAUGAAAGUUGACCGUAAUGUUAUAGUGUUUUUUUUUUAUUUUUUUUUUUAACUAAAAUCAUUUAAAAAUCAUGGUAUCACAAAACAUGUUUAACCGAACUUCGGUCAUAAUCGUAUUUUGUUAGCAGAGAUUUAUCGUUUCGUACAGAUAUAAAAUUAAAAAACUGUGUAUCCUACCUUCCCAACUUUCUAUGUACAAGAACGCCACAACUAUCAGUAAUAUCGGCUAUUUUUAAAGUAUUAUAAUAUUAUGCAAAAUAGUUAUUUAAGUUAUAGGUUUUCCGCGGGUGUAUACAGCAAACACGGCAGAGUAUAUAAAUAACUUUUACAUUUUCCAUUCGAUAUUCUAUAUAUACUGUUAACGCGUUUAAUAAUUUAAAAUUGAUCAACUAAUAUUCAAAUUUAUUAAUUCACGUCUUUAAUUAAAUAACGUCUCAAACUUAUUUAUCGUUUUCUCGUGAAAUCUGUUCUAAAACAUUUCCCGUGCGAAUAUGUUCUGUUCUAUAUUGUGUUACAGAUCAAAACACUCUUCAAUAUAAAUAUUGGAACAUAAAACGCCUAUUAUCAAAUUUAUAGAUGAAAACAUUUCAUAUAGACAAACAUCAUUUUAGCAUUUUAGAAUUCAUUAAAUAUUAUUAAUUUUUAACAUAGAACCGCCUCUGCCGUCGGUUAACCGGAAAAAAAUAUUAUUUAUUUCUUUAUAUUCUAGGCACAUUCGUUUUUACGUAACCUUUCGUAUUUCCAAACAAAUUGUACUUUUGUAUUUUUCCUUUAUGUGGAGGGGAUGGGGGUUAACGUGUUUUUACCAAAAUCAACAGUGGGAUAUCAGAGAAAGUGAAAACCACCCUCGUGAUUUUUUUUUUGUAAUUUAGCUUUUUACAUAAUAUAAUGUUAAGACAAAAAUAAACAUACGGAAUUCGACCGGGUUAAUUAUUUACUAACAAGUACGAGUACAUACAUUUUUAUCCUCUUCGUAUAUUAAAGAACAAAAACAUGUGGAUUUUUAAACGUUUUUAUAUUCUAUUUUUAGAUUACUCGGCCCUGUUUAAUGUCCCCGGUUAGUAAUUUGUAUCCGUUAAGUAUAAUUUUUAUUAAUUAACCAAUUACAUUUUCUGGAACGAUUCCCAGAGUGAAGAAUUUUUCUCGUUCAUGCGCGCAAGCGCGCAGUGUAUAGAUUACAAAAAUAUGAGUUGUCAACGAGUCGAUUUCUACUCGACUUGCAUAUUAUUAUAGUAAUAUCAUAUAUAAAUAUAAAUAUCGAAUGAAACGCGUAUUUGCAUAAUAUUAUAACAUGCAAACUUGUUCGAGUCAUCGUCUUGGUUAUUUUUCCUAUACAUUUUCUGUGUAUUUUUUAAAAAUUGGUAAACGACUGACUUAAAGGACUCUGAAUAUGAUCGCAUAUAUUAUAAUAUACAUAUAGCUUUAAAUAUAAUAUACCAUGCACCGUUGGCAGGCCACUGUUUUGAAAUAAAAAAACGAUUCUGAGUAGAUUUUAGUAAACUAGCAUGGUUAUUUAUAUAAUUCAUACUUUUGUAGUCAAAGUAACCUAAAAAUCAAGAAAACUGAUACAAUAUCGUUAAAUGUUAUCAGGGAUUUUUGAUUUUUAAGAAAAACUAACUCCUGAAAACCUAUUGAACCUUUUAUAGUUUAUUGUAUGAUGAGAAUAAUUCGGGUAGUAGUUUCAUCUCAAAAAGUAAGCAUUUUUGACCCGUUUCUAUCUCAUAAUAUUUUCUGCGAAAGUAUGAGUAUCUUACGUUAUAUUGAUCAUUCCGUAUAACUUAUUCGCUACGCUCACUGAUCAGAAAAUAAAAUGUCCGUAGUAAAUAAGUAUAUUAAAUUCGAAACACCACCGCCGGUUGUGAUUCCGCGGUUGAAAUUCCUAUGCGGAGACUUGUUUUUAAUUGAAAAACAAAAACAAAAUAUCAUCGUGACACGGUAAUAAACUGAUAACAAACGUUGAAAACACAAAUCAUUUUUAUAAUAUAAUAUUAUAUAACUAUAUUAUAAUUGCUACAGUUUAGUAUUUUGUCGCGUACAAUCGUUUUUCAUUUAUCAGAUAUUAUAGUUUUACCAUUUUAAUUACAUUUAAUUUUUGCUGCGCGUGUGUAGUAAACGAUGCACCGAAUGGGGUCAUUGGUAUUUGUACUUUCGUGCGCGGCGCGUGUGCGUGUGUACACACUGUUUAGUUUAUAUAGAAAAAAAAACAAAACAAAUACAAAAUACGAAUUCGGCGAUUAAAGAAAAUUGCCUCGUUACGUGGUUCCUAUAUCUACCCGGCGGGUUAUAAAAAAAAAAAAAAAAAUGUUAUUCUGUUCAUAAAUAACAAUUGCUAUAUAAAUUAUUAAUAACAAUAACUGUUAACGAGUUCUCGGGGUAGCAUUUAGUGUUUGGAGUUUUAGCAUUGUCAAAGCCUCGCAGGAAAGAACUGUAAUUAAAAUACAUUUGGUCAUUUUCGAGUUAUUUAUAACCAUUUGAAAUUGUUUAUUAUUAUUUUUUUUAAUUUGGUUUUAUAUUGAUGAAAUUUGUUCGCUCGACCAAAACUCCAGACAAUCAAACACGAGCUUUAUCAUUAAUUAUAAAUAGAAAUAUUUAAGGGUGUACAUUUUUUUUUUAAUGAGCGUUAUUUAAAGUUCAAAUUUUUAUGAAAUCGUAAAAAUCAUGUCAUUUCAAAAUGUAUUCAACCGAACUUUGAAAUCAGAACCAUUUUCCGUUAGUAAUGGUUUGCCAACGCAGCAUACAGACGGGAAUUAAAUUUCUCUAUGUCUCCUACCUUCCAAACCUCCCGUCUUGAACAGUGGCACACCCGUCAGUAGUAUCGGCUCUUUUUUUUCUAAGCUGGUCAUAAAUGUGUCAUAUAUACGGAUUUAACGGUCGCCGAGAAGAAGAACUAUCGGUUUAGUCCGAGAGAAACCGGUGUGUUUUGUGUCAGGUGGCGAUUGUGCAACGACGCAGCGUGCAGCUGGUAUUAAUGACCUCUGUUGGAAAACAUUCUCGGUCUGCCGUCAGAAUAUAAUAAUAUGGAGACAGCUUUGCGGCCAUUGUUUGUAAUAUUUAUAAUUUUUUCUGUUGCUCAUACGAACUCCUCAAAAUGAUCGGAUGGAUUAAUCGUAUCGUCGUUGUCGUUGUCGUCCGAGCCAAAUUAAAUGCGAUCUUUUGGCGACGAGUCUUGGUCACCGGUAGAGUUCCAGGGUGUGCGGAACAGUGCACAGGAAUGUUAAGUUAGGUUAUGGCCUUUUCUUUUUUUUAAAAAAAAAACAAAUAGCCUAUGCAUAAGAAUAGUGACGUAAUUCAACAUUUGAUUAUCGAUGUUGUAAAAUAAUAACUUGCACGCUUAUCUUUACGGUUUAUUGGGUGACCGAUGUUAUUAUGUAAAACAGUGACGCUAAUAUCCGUGCUCCUCGGUGUACAAGUCAGUUAAUCAACUCGUGGCAAUAAUAUUUAGUGUGUCAAGUACUUGUGCUUUGUGCAUUUAAGCGAAAUAUUGUUUGUGCUCGUUAUUAUUGUCAUCAGUUUUUCCGUGUACGGGGAAAAAUAAGUGCCGGGAAUUUCAUAAACGACCCAAUCGAUUGAAAAUCCUUCGAGAACCACACUCGAUACAUUUUUACUGUUGAAACAGGCUUUCUGGUCUCGCUAUAUAUUAUCCUCUCUCAGCUCAUCAUCAUCGUUUAAACAUUUAGAGUAGGUAUUCAAAGUAUUUUCUUUUAAAUAUAUACUAUAGAACGGAAGUGUUGACGUCUCACACUCGUGUACAUAUAACAUACCGUCUUCCUACGUAGGUUUAAAUUUUCGGAGCAUGCCAUAUUGAUUUUCGGUGAAUGGUUUAAAAAUGUUAUUGAGUUAGCUGUAGUCGAUUAUUUGUAGACGUGAAUCGCCAUUGGACCGCGACACGUCCGGCAUCAGCAACUCGGUUACGCGUCUUUCCGUUUGGAAUAUAUAGUAUUUCGAGGGGGAAAAAAACCUCGACAAUUCUAUGCUAGAAUUCAAGCCCGUCUAUUUGUCGUUUGAUUAAAAAUACAAAAAGAAAAAUCGUUUUUUUUUUCACGCCGGUCUUUAACCCCAUUAGGACUUUUAUCUCGGCUGUGACGGUGUAUUUAUAUGUAUACUAUACAGCUGUAUCCGUCUCGUUUUCGAAUGUUAUAAUUAUGGCUUAUAAAAGCGAAUAGUUAUCGUGGUGGUGAUGAUGAUGAUGGUAAUAAUAAUGCAAAGAGCUACCUGAAAGAAUUUUUUUCUUUCUUUUGCAAUACGAUGAGAAUAAUGACGUUGUGUGCAGAACGUCGGGAAAAUAUUAUGUUCCGUAUAGUCUUAAAUAGUCUCGAUGCUCUAUAUGUCUAAUAAAUUGCUUUUAUACAUAAUAUAUAUAUUUGUUAGAGCAAUAGAAACAGAAGGAGAGAAACGAGGGUGAAUAUAUUUUUUUACCGGAACUUUAAAUUAUUAAUUUCUCAUCGUUUUAUAUAUUUUUUUUCUGUUUCCAAGUCGGAUAAAAGUUGUGUAUUCUAUGGAUUUUGAAUCAAGCUAACUAUAAAAUAAUUUUUUUUUUCAUUGGGAAAACAUUUUUUCGGUUAGUAAAACGCUAUUCGAUACAAUUUUCUAGAAUCCCGACAGUUUUCUACGCACAUAUAUUAAAAAAAAUAUAUAUAUAUCACGACGACCAACGAAAACUAUUUUAAAUGUCCAUCAUUACCGAGCUCCACUCUCAAUAGUUUUUUAAUAGGAGAUAUAAUCGAACACAUAAACAAUAUUAUUUAUUACUAGCCGAACAUUACCAUAAUAUCAUAUUAUAUACACUCACUUCGUGCUUCCAUAUUGUGCGGAUGGGUUAUAAUACCUAUUAGAGGACAAUUUCAAUUUAUGUAAUCGAAAAACGAGAACUGAAUCUAUACGACAUUACGACGACUUGUGACGUUAGUAUAAGGCGUUUUUAAUGUUUUUUUAAUUUUUUUAUUUAUUAUUAUUAUUACAAAACGACCGGAUAACUACAAUAUGUACAAAUACGAUUGGAAUGCCGAGAAAAAAAAUACCUACCGACAUAUUCCGAUCGAUUGAGUUUUCUCUUGUUUCGAUUAAGUAAUUUUAACGUAAAAGCCCAUUGUGACGUGAAUACACAGACGAAGGUUUUUUCCGUGAUAAAAUAACAAGUAGGUAUGAUUAUUAUGGUGACAACAUUGUUACAUUGUCUCGUCUCGAAUUUUUUUUUGUAAUGCUAAACGUAUUGAAAGGAAUUUAUUAAUUUUACUAGGCCUUUAAUUUUUUUCAUUUGCUGUCUGUUGACAACUUUUCUACCAGUGAUACAAUUAUUGUGUGUAAAACAUUUUCUAAAAUCAAAUUUUUUUUAGUUAAUCCAUUGGAGAGGUUAUUUUUUGAUUUUUUGUGUAAUAAAUUAAUUGUUAAUUGGGAAAAAAACGAAAAAAUGUACAGAUUUUUCUAGUUUAGUUUUUCUAUGGUUAUAUAAAAUUGUUUUAGCGCAAAAAAAAAUGAUCGAAAAUUUAACUCGAGGUUCAUAUAUUAUACUUGGUGGUGUUUUAAAAUUAUACUUCCAGUUUUACUUAUACGUUUUGAUACUGAAUGAUAAAUCGUUAUUAUUGAUAAUAAUGUUUUUAUUUUUUCAAUCCAAAUUUAAAUUGUCGAUACUUAUUUAUUUCCAUGUAAAAUUAAAAAUACAUAAACACAUUUUUUACUAUCGCACUUCUUAUGAGAAAGUCCUAAGUCCGGAUGGAUUAAGUGGGAACCCUUAAAAGAUAAAUACUAUAGGCAACAACAACUAUAACCGUGAUAUAAAGAUAAUUAUCGGGGUGAGCACGAUAAUUCUGCUUGUAAUUUAUAAUUUCAAAUAUCGUCGGCUACUCAGCAAAGAUUUGGAAGUCGUUUGUCAACAAUUUUUCUACCAGAAAUCUUACUAUAAUAAAAAACUCCAUACUGCUUUUCUUAUAGCAUUUGUUUUUUUUUCUAUUCGCUGCAUUUUUAAAUUUUCCUUGUAGUUUUGCAGUUAAUAAUAGUAAUAACAGUUUUCUCGCUACAAUUUUGUAAUGUAGAUUAAAAUCGACUUGCGUGUUUUCACCGGGUUGUUGACGGUAUAAGAACUCUGCCCAGUCUAAUGAACAUUUACAAGCUAAUAAAACGUUAUUAUAAUAUCAUAUGUUGUACAGUGCAAAAAUUAUUUGAACGCGUUGGUUGUUAUAAAUGUUCGAACAUUCCGAAAUAAUUUCGAACGCAUUGGUAACGGCGGCGGCGGCGGUGGUCGGUUGCCAAUUCGGUCCGCUACUUUUAUAGCUUCUAAAGUUACUUAAUAAAUAACGUUUUACGUGCAUACAUAAACGAUCCGUUAUGUAAAAAAGCAUUGACCGUCCGUGUGUAACGUUUCGCACUAAUUAUCGUAAAAUUAAAACUGAUCGUUCUAGAAUCGCGAGUUCAAUAUACGAUUUUAAUAGUGAAAAACGAUUUGGGAUUGUGGUUAGAGAAGAUAAUCCGAUUGAUUUAAAUUCGUAUCAAAAGAAAACGUAUAGCAGCAGUAGUGUAAAUUGCGUUCUGCAUGAUUUUUUUUUUUUUUUUUUGGCCGGAAUUGUGAAUAUUUGAAUAAAAAUAUAUUUUUUAAUUUAUUUAACUUUGACAAGUUAUAAUAAUGUUAAUAUUUUUGUUCCAAUACGUUCGAGAAAAACUGAAAAGUAUGUAAUAUUAAAUAUAUAACAACUCGAGGAAGCCGUGAGGUUUCAAUCUUCAGCUGUUGGUUGAGUUCCAAGGUCAAUACGGAUAACUUUUGAAAUUUGAAAAAACUAAAAAUGAUUUAAACGUAAUUGUUUUGAAUUCGACUACAGUGGUGAAUAAUAUCGUAAAAUAAAAACUUGCCUAUACAUGCGAACGCGUAAAUAUAUUAUGCCCAUUUAUGUGAUUAUGAAGAUUGUACAUGAAUAGUAAAAUAAUGUCAAACGGAUUACAUCGAAAAUCCAAGAGAAUCCUGUUAAUGAACUUUUUCUUCCUACCUCGUCUACUCCACCUGCCAUCAUAGCUUCCCUUAUAACUUAGCUACUUUCUCUUUGGCCUAUUCCUCUUUUCCGGCUUCUGUUCGCGUACAUCAAUCAACUUGCCUUUUUUCCUGAUUGGUCGUUUCUCCUUUUCUCGAUAUGCCGCUCAUCAUAUAUCAUUUCAAUCUAUUCUCUCUCUCAUAUUUCCUGCUACACACGUCUAAACUAUCUCUUAUCUAUUCAUUCUUAAUCCUAUAUACAAUCGAAUCACAUCACACGUUCAUUCUAAAAUGUCUGUUUCUGUUACUUCCACCAUCUCUUUUAUUCGAUAUUGACGAAUCCAAUAGACUCGUUUCGCUAAUGGACGUACAGUGUUUUGACACUCAAUAUUGUACAAACGUCAUCACAAUUCUGAAAAAAAAAAAUGUCUCCCCGGAAAUUACCUUUAUUCCGUUAAUUUCAGACAACUCAAUUGUACAGUCACGAUUAAAGAUUAUUAUUAUUAUCUCCUUAAUAAAAGACGCCUUUCGCUGUCAUCGUUCUGUUGGGGAAUCUGUCGUGGGUCGUUAUUUUUCGUUAUAUGAAAUCAUUUGUUAUACAAUCUUAUCGUUUUAUUGUACCUUUAUUUUCGGAAGAAUUAUUUGCGUUUUGUUAUCGGUAAAAAAAAAUUAUUAAAUCAUUACGUCAUCUGUAUAUGCAGUGUUUGACCCGGUGACUAAAACGAGCGUUAUCUUUUUUCGCGGACUCAUUUUUAUCUAUGCACAUUAUAAUAAUUCAUAUAUAUUUUAUACCCGGGCAGCUGAUUAUUCUAUGUCCGAAUAAUUUCGUUGACCGUUCUUUUUUUCCAUAUACAGAAUGAGGCAGAACGGAUAAGACGGUUAUGAAUGGACUGGCAUACGAAAUUAACGGAGAAAACGCAGAUUUUAUUUUUGAAUUCCACAAUACAUAUUUUUAUUUCAUUUAAUUAACAUUGAGUUGUGUAAGAAUGUGUUCUAAAGUUGUUUGCAGAUUUUGGGCAUAUAUCGGGAACGUGACAAAAUUUAGACAGACAAAACUUUGAAAAUCGAGUUGCAUAUUGUUGUAAAUUUGUUGUAUCUUAAUGUAAAACAAAAACUUUUCUACGUAUCUCUACUUGUAAGAGAUUGACGGAAAAAAAUACUGAUGUGAUCACAUCUCGUGUGGUUCGUCCUCGCGGAUUAUAAAAGAAUUAUUAUCAUCAUAUUAUUUUAUAUAUUAUUACGAGGCGGUGUGUAUAAUAUUGUUAUAAUUUUUCCCAGACAAACCUUGUGUAAGAAUACUGGUAUUUUAUAAAUCUUUUUUUCCCCUUGUAGUUUUAUAAAGUCACUACCGUAAAAUGUAUUCAAAGAAUUCAGUGUACACACAGUCUAAAAUUACAUGUGUACAAAGCAUAUAAUUUAAUAAAUUAGAGUACAUACCUAUAUGUAUAGUUUUAUAUUAUACGGUAGACCGAAUUCAUUAAUUCGAACGUAUAUUAUAUUGUCAAUCGUAAACUCUCAUUAUAAAAAUAUGCAUAAAAAACGCAAUACGUGUUUUUCUUAGGUCGUAAAAUUCGUUUACGUUUUAUAACUCAGUGUCGUUCACAGUCUGUACGCAUCACGACUUAUCGACGAAGAAAGUCAGUCGAGAAUAUCGUUCCGAGUUAGUGACAAAAUGUCGAAUAAUAGUAUUAGAUAUUAUUUUUAAAAUGCCUAAAGUCAAAAACUUAUGAUUUCAGUUCGUUGGUAUUUAUUUAAAUCUAUACAGAUUGUAAUUUACUAUCUAAUGUUUUUGGCGAAAGCGAUUUAGAUCAGUGGUUUUCGAACUGGAUGCCUCGAUCUUUUGAAAGUUUUUUUUUUUUCUAUAUAAGCGACCGAUUGCAUUGAAUUGUGAUGUACCAAAAUAUAUAUGUUCAAGCGUCUUUUUUUUAGCCAUCAUAUAAUAUAAAAAUAGUAUUAUUACCUAUCGUUAUUGAUAUAAAAAAAUAAAAUAAUCCUACUAAAAAAAAAAGUCUUAAAAGUUGUUCAUAGCUAAGACAUAUACCGUGGAAAUUGUGUGAGAACAACACAAGUGUGCCGUGUUUAAAAGACGUUUGAAAACUACUAAUUUGAUACUGUGUAGUGAAAAUAACCCGUUAAACCGAGUAUCGAGUUCAGGAUUUCCGUCGAGAUAAUUACUAAUAUUUAAUAAUUUAAUAUUGUGGGAAUUUCGCUUUCGUUGUAAACGCCGCGGUGCCGUUGUCGUUCCGAGACAUUCUCCGUUAACUCGUUCGUUUUCCGUUUCUCGAAACAGAUAUCGAUUUGUUGUAAAUAACUGUUUUGCCUCGGAUAUUACUCGUUAUUAAAAAAUCGAUAAGCACAAUAUUCCCUAUCGUCUCAAACGCUUCUCCGUAAAAUAUCACAGAUACCAGCAAAAAUACUUCUCUCCGAUUGAUAAGAAACAUAACCUCAAAAAAAAAAAAUAGCACCAUCUCUUAAAAUUGGAACUUAAUAUGCAAGUUACAUUCUGUAUAAUUUAGUACAAUAUGUUCUGUUUUUAAAGUAUGUAUAUGGCUAAGGAGAAGAGAGCUUCAAUUCCAAAAGUGCCCCUAGUUUAUGCCAACGAAUUGAUGACCUUGAUAGAAGAGACUAUAUUGACUUUUCUACUUCAAAACGUGACCUACCUUACGUAGUGGUUUUUGUUUUUUUACCCCUUACUUUGAUUUACAUUCUACAUGGUUUUUUUUCAACAAUUAAAAGUUUUGAAAUUUAGUUUUACACUUAGGAUGAUAACUUCAUUAGAGCAGAAUCGGCUGCUUUUUCUUUUCGACAUCGGUAUUUCCGCGGAUCGUCGUGGCUGCAUUUUUCCUUGUCAUUUGUCUGACAACUAUUAUAAAACAUUAAAACAUAACAUGUGCUAACAUGAAUCGACUGUAACGGCUAAAGUAAGUUCUUAUAUUAUUUGUCGAAACAAUACCUACUAUAUCGUGUCGCGGAAAGUUUUAAUGUUUGCGAGCGUACAGAGGAAAUCGGUCGUGUUUAUAUCGGAGAAAAAUGUUGAUUCAAGGCCGUGUCUCGACGAUAAUAUUAUUAGGUUUGGUUUUUUCAUUGUUUGCAUACUUGUACCGAAGUAUAUUAUGGUAGUAUUAUUUGUACCUAUUAUAUUUAUCAAUAUCAGUUAGGUAGGUACAUAAUUAUUAUUAUAUUAAUAGGUAACAAUUAUUAUUAUUGGUACCUGUGUGUACACCUGUGGUAUAAAACAAAAAAUACAGAGACCUCCCGCCGACCAGAAAUAAUAUCACCGGUGAUGUGGUGCAGAAGAGUUGUAUUUUUACGCGAUUGGCCAAGGGAAACGAGUGAACAAUGAAAAUAUUGGUAAUAUCCAUCAACGGAAUACGUCGCGUACGACUCAUACUUCAUUUAUUGUUAUUAUACUAUCAUUAUUAUACAAUGUCGGCCGUCGAGGAAAAGUUUUUUUUUUUUUCGGUAAAACAAGAAUGCGAAAAACGCGUUUUCAAACGUACCUAUUUAAGUACAACGCACGAGCACGUGGUUUUUUUGUUUUAUUCGGCCCUAUAGAAAUGUUACUAAUAAACAAUAACAUAAUAUUUUCGUCGACCACGCCCGGUUCCGAAAUAUUUGACUAUGAUAGGAAUGUUAAACUGCUGAAAUGUUUUUUUUUCCGUUCCUAAAGAAAUAUUUGAUAAAUUUUUUGCUGAUUGUAUAAUCGCUGGAUUUUCAAUUCGACUUGUAUCUCUGCGAAUAUUGAACUACAAUCAAUUUGUAAUUUCUAUACUUUUUUUGAUAAAUUUAAUAUUAUAUUUAAUAGGCUAUUUUGUACUUCCAGGUAAAAAUAUACUUGAUUAUAUAGACCCUCCUGCUUAACUAUGAGGGUGGGGACAGGUUAAUAUUGUUAUAGGUUAAAAAUAUCCUCUGGUGAUAUUUUAUAAUAAAUGACCGGAGGCAAUGCAAAUCUUCAAAGUAGAAUGAUAAUUCAUAUCGGGACCAUUUUGAUAGAGGUAGUCGAAAUAAUAAAUAAAUAAAAAAAAAAAAAAAACGCAAUCGGUUCGGUAAAAUAUAAUAAUAACAAUACGUUUUAAUAUUAUCAUGUCUAUGAAGAAAUAACGGAAUAGCCGAAUCGUCAACAUUUUCACGUAAUAUUUUGCGGUUACGAGAGGUGACGAAUUAUUAUUACUUUCGUUCCAUCCGCAUUUGGCAUUUCGGUUUAUUAUUAUCACGAUAAUGUAUAAUGUAAAUAAUUUAAUUUAUUCGACUACUAUGAAACAUUGCAGAUAUGGACAAACGGUCGCUUUACAUACAUAACAUUUUGUAUUAUUAUUGUGCGUGUUUGACAUUCUUAGAAUAAUAUGCUCACUGCUCGCGUCACAGCUGUUUAGACUGAUUAUAAUACAUGAUAAUAUUAUUUCGUUUGAAUAAUAUUCGUUUUUGACAGGACGUGUCACAGUAACGUUUCGCCGCCCCAGUAUUUCUAUAUAACGGACGAAAGUGGCGCAUCUUGUUGGAGUGUAUCAAGAAGCAUGAAGUGUUUUAUUAUAGAACGAUAACAAAAUAAUAAUACAAAAAACUUUUUUAUCCAUCCGAUGAUUUGCUUUUUUUUUUUUUGUUGUUAUUUUUAUGAAAAUAUACGUUGUAAAGACGUGUCGAAAAUUGCGAAGAGAGCUUUCAUUUGAGUUUUGUACUCCGAAUAUGCGAACAUGAUAGAUAAUAGGACAGUGAUGCGGUUUUCAUUAAGGUUGAGGUUUUAUAAUUUAAUAUUUGCUCCGUGUACAAUAAAUCGUAAAUCCGUCACCGUUCUCGAUUCGUCAAACUGUUGCCGCUGGCUAAACCGCAUAAAAAAAAAAAUAUCUCCGAUAAAUUUAUUUUGCAUUUACUUGUGCUACACGACCAGUCAAAACAUUUUUUUUUUUUUUUUGUUUACCACUAAUACUGUACUGUACGCCCACUCACUUUCCACGUCGAAUAAACGACAUUAGGUUUUUGACCAAUUAUUUAUAAUAUUAUUAUUAUGUUUUUGUUUGUGUUCGAGAAAAAAAAAAAUCAAAUUGCAUGUUUCAUUUUUAUCCUUUUUAAAACCUCUACAACGUUGUAUUCCGGACUAUGUGUAUACAAAUUGUCAUUAAUUGUUUAUAUGAAUACACACCUCGAGACUAAUUCGUCUCCCAAUGGUAGACCAUUAUUAUUCGGUUAUGGCGAAAAAACAUUAGAAUGAAACAUUCGAUAUAGUCCAUCACAACUAUCGAUAAUAUCAACUAUUCGGUAGUGUACAUUUUCUCGCCACUAGUUUUAACACUAAAACCGCCACUUUGUUUGUUUUAUUAAUGUUUUUUUCAUAUUUAUAUGGAUAUCGUUUUAUGAAAAUAUCGAUUUAUGUACCGGUCUAUCCCGAAUCAUAAUAUCGUUCUAGGGCAUUUCGGUUUUGUUAUUAUAGCGAUUCACGUUUUUAAUUUUGAUGGCACACAACUUUCCGAAAUCGCGCGUGUCGAAUAAAACACACGAAUCGAAUAAUAAUUUGUAGAGAGAAAAUCGUUAUUGGCCCGUGUACGGCGGCGUUGACUCGAGUUUUUACGUUCUUUUUCUUCGCAGCGAUCGUGUAGUGUGCCUGUGUCGGAACAAUCGAUUUUUUAUGAAGAAAAAAAAUUAAUUAUAUAUAUAAUCGUGACGGCGUAGUUUUGUCGCAAUAAUGCACAAUGGCACAAAACGGUUUCGGUCGACUUUGACCUCGGCUUGCGGAGGGGUAAAUAAUAAGUCGUGUUUGAAGUACGCCAAAACGUGUUGUUGUUGUUUUGCAUCGAUAUAAUCAUAAUAAUAUUAUGUUCGUGUUCAAGUUCACGUUGAUAGGCGACAGUGUAACAUAAAACACUAAAUUGGUGAGCCGGCGCUGCAGUGUACAAAUAGUCGUAUAACGAUAACGCGACGGAAAGAUAAUUAUAAUAUUAUUAUUAUUAUUGUGAUUACAGAGAUAGAGAGUAGCGAAUUGCGUGGCCGACGUGUCCCCAGAGUAACACCACGUCUUACGUGAGCGAACCCAAUGCGAAAAUAUCGACUCGUUGUUGUUGUUUACAUCGGAAGUGGCCUACGGCGUUGCCGAAACCACGCGAUGUAUAGCACUGCGCUAAUCGAACGCGAUCGAACCGUUUUGAUAUUUUCGCGCAAUCUGAACGUGAUUUGUUAAAUAUAUUUUAGAGAAACGUCUGAGAAUCUGUUGAUAAAACGAACGGGUCGGUUCUCGGAAAAGCGCCGCGCACGUAGCGUAUGCCGCUUCGGGUUUCGCCCGCCGCAACGGAUCGUUUUUGAGUUUGGGUGGAAAAAAAAAUACACGUCGGUAAGCCGAUGUUGUAAGACGAAUCAUCUAGUCUCCCGGGGUGACGAGGGAAAAAAACGCCAGAAAAAUCACAGUCGUCUAGGUACAUCGUAUUAGAAACAUAUAAAAUCUCAUUAUUUCGUCUCGGUAAGAAAACUUAUUAUCAAUUCUGUAAACCUGGUACUGUUCUAAUACACAUGUCCUGAGCGUGAACCUAAAACCUAGUCGACGAAAUACCACGACUGGUUUAGAUAAAGCCGAUAAGAAAAUAGAAAAACAGCGUUGGCUAAGUGUUUGCACAGGAAUAGGAAGCAUUUUUCUUUAGAGUCGUCAAUUCAUUCACAUUGAAGUAGUACUCAAUUUAAAUUUUUAACAGCUUACGUUCUGUUGAAAAUAUUUCCGGUUAUUUUUGUUGAAGAUUUUGAGGCAUUCGAAGUUUUGAAGUUCAGCAUCCUAAAGACCAGCUACAUAUACGUGAAUUCUUAUGUCCAAUAUUGUUUAAUAUUUCUCCUCGGUAAAUUUAUGUAUAUUUCGUUCGGUUCUUUUAUAGACAGACAUGUUUUUUUUAUUUUAUGUUUUUUAAUAGACUCGUUACAUUCCGAUUAAAAUAUAUAAGUAUAUAUAGAAAGAGACAGGUUAAUUAAACCGCUUGUACCAGUAAACGUGUAUAAACAUACACGUAUUUUUUUCUAACAUUUUUAGUUUAUCAAACGUUUGUUGAAAAUUUAUGGUCAGUUGUUAUUCUAUCUUUCAGCCGUCUCGUCUCGACGUUUUUACCUCAUUAAUGUGCGUUUUCUACAUGAAAAUCUGUGUUUAGCACCGAUGUAGACGUAAUAACAAUAUUAUAAUUAUAAUAUUAUGUCGUAUUUGAUAAAACGAAUGUGUUAUGAUGCGGAUUUAAACUUCAAGUACGACAUAAUAUCAUUGUACACGAGUAGGUAGAUAUUCCGUUUAAAGUUAUUAUCAGCUGGCGAAUGCCAAUUACGAUUGUUUGUACUGUACUCACUUAUUGUAAUUUUGUAGGUACUACUAUAAUAUAAUACAUACAAUGUGACGCCAUUAAAAAUAUGAGUAGUGGCAGUCUUAUCGCACCCAGGUGCAUUCACAAAGUCGUAAUUUUUAUCCGGUUUUUUACAACAAUGUUUUCAUUUAUGUGUUUUAUUUGAAACUUAUUUUUUGUUCGUAUAGGUAUCGUUUAUGAAUUCGGCUUGAGACUGAAAAAAAGCCGAUAAUCAAAUAUCGCCUACCUAUUUAUUCGAAUUCAAUAUUAAACCACGGGUUUGUCUGGGCUAUGGAAAUAUAUCGAUACUAAAUCACUAGUGGAUCAAACUUUUUUACAAGGGAGAGGGAAGCAUUUAAAUAGUGUUGGCAUUAAGCCUAUUUCUUAGUCACUAUAGUGCUACCCUAUCAGAAUUCUUUAAAAUAUGCUCCUAUGCUCCGACUCGAAAUAUUAUAUUUUACAUUCAAAUUAUAUUUUAAACAUUCGUCUAAAACUUAAAUAAAACGAAUAUUAUUUUGAUUAUAGCGUUAAUUUGUAUUUAAUAAUGUAACUGUGUUUUUUGUUUUUGACUUGAUUUCCAUGAAACGGAUAGUCAAAUGAAAUAGGUAACACAAUUCCGCAUUUAUCUUCGGUGUUGCCAUUUUCUUAUACAGUUUCGCGAAAUAUAACAAGAUUUAAUUAACAAGAAUAAUAAGUAAAUAAUCUCCGUCUUAUCUCCGAGAUUAUUUGUCAAAUUUUUAAUAGAAACUUAAUUCAAAUUUCUUUAUGAUACCACACCACAUUUUAAGAACUACACUAUUGACUUUUACCUAUUAUUGUGCGGUAUUUGUAAUUUAUUCAAUUUAUGAAUGUAUAAUAUCCUGAAUUGGUUUGAACAUAUGAGUCAGAGUACAUAUUGUGAAAGUCAUGUUCUGUAAAUAUACUCGGAAGGAAGUAAAGGGAAGAGAAAGACCGAAAAGAAAAUAAUCAGAUAUGAUUGAGAGUGAUACGAGGGGUGUGUGACCGUUUCAGAUGAAGAUUUAGAAUCAAAAGAUAGUCGAGAAUAAGGCGAAGGUGAAAGAAGGAAAGAGUUUUGAGUCUUUCGUUUAUGUAAAUGUGGUAUUUUAAUGUAGUCUUCGUGAUCGUGUCGAUUGUUAGGUACCGUUAUCAGGGUAAACAAACUAGAAAAAUACACUUCAUCUCGCUAGUUGAUAACAAUAUUUUAGAUUCUUUUUUUUAAAUUGUACAAUAUUUAUUUUUCUGUUUAUCUUUAUAUUUAAUAUUGUUUUUACGUGGUCGAUAAGGUUUCAAACAAUUCAAAAAUAAUGCAAUACAAUAUCAUAAUUACACGUGCUUUAUGAUAAGUAUAAUACUAAAGUCUGUUACAUUAUAAAUUUCAAAACGGCGACUUUUCUUAAAAUCUGCUCGGAUUUACGGUCCGUGCGUUAUUCGAUAAUUUACCAUUUAAAAAUACUACAGUUACUGAUUUAUAGGGUACCAUAGAGUUUGUAAAAUAUAACGACGCACAAUAAAGAAUUUAAAAUACUUAACGCAAUAUUUAGUGUAUCAUACAAGACGUGAACUGCGAACAUGCUAAACAGUCAUAGUUAGUAUAAUGUUCCCAGCGAAUUAUUUGCUGAAUGAACUUGAAUCAUUAAAUUAAUAUUAUUGGAGUCGAUGACCUAGUAUAACAUAAUACUGUAUAAUGUAUAUACUAUAAAUUAAGACAUUUGUUGUUAGCCUAUUGCUCAACAGUGAGAAUUAUUUCAACACCCAAAACAAUAUACAUUAUUCGACCCAGUUAUAUAGUCUUAAAUUAUCUGAAUUUGUCAAAAAGUAUCUUGACAGAAACAAAUAACGAACGAGAGAACGGACAUUAAUUAAUAAUCUACUAAAAUGUUCGCUAGCCAACUCGGAUAUAUUGAAAAUAAGAAGAAAAAAAGACGACGUUUCCGCCUACUCAAAACUCCUUAAUCUUCCCUCAUAUUUUCUUUGGACGGAAAUUACCCAUUCCUCAGUUACUCCAUAUACAUUUAACUCUGAAUUAAAAUUUUUCUUUUGCCAUUUCAUCUCCUUCUCUCCGCAUUCCCUCGAUACCCUCUAAAUCAAAAUCCCCCCCCCGCGUUUUUCCUGUUGUACCCGCUAAAUCGGUUAUUCUUAUAAUUUUCAUUUGAUCACAUGGCACACAUCCAUCUCCGCAUUCCCUCGCAUAACAUUCUCGUUUCUGCCAUUUCCGUUUUUAUUUAUUCCGUCGUUGUUUGUUCGUUCGGCAUGGACAAAACUCCUCUUGUGCCUGCGCGAAAACCCCGUUUAAUAUGAGAAAAAAAUCAACAUCGGCUGUGCGUGUAUGCAUUAUUUGUAUGCAAUUUUAUCGAGCGUCUCGACGACGAACGGCGAUAAUAAUAUAUUCGUUCUCUUUUGUUCGAAAUCGUGUUUUAUGAUUAUUUCCAUAUAUUACAUAGCCGGUGCCUACGAUCCACGAUGGCGGUGUUUUUGUUUUAUCUCGGCGGACCGUUACGUCGCACCGUCACGCGUUUUAUACUAAUAUAUCGAAUGGCGUUUAUAUUCUCGAGUUAGUCCGAAUUGUCUUUGGGCUGAAAACAAGAAAUACAAACGCGAUACUUACGGACUGUUGUGUUAUAAUAUAUCACGUGUACGCUAGUGAAUUGUUGACACUAUUAUGACAACAACCGGUUUGGUUUUUAAAAUCCUAUGCCCAUUAUUUUCGCGCCCCGUUUUUGAAAAUCCGAAUUUUCGACGGUCGCUAUCAUCGGGCCCCGAAUUAUAUUACGACGCGUGUGAACCGUCGCUUUUAAUUAUUUCCAACGACGGCGAUUAAUAUAGGUAACAUAAUCGUUUUUUGACAAAUCGUGUCUGCAUUUUUUGUUUUUUCGAACUGGAGAACUCGUUUCUAAAAUUAAUUCUAACGACAACUAAAUGGGUCAUAUGUGUCGAUAAUUAUUUCCAUGUGCACGUUUUUUAUGUUAUAAAUACGUACAUAAUAUAAUACCCGGUACUUAUACGAAAAAUCAGUGAUCUAAAACGGCAUUUUAGAUUCUGUGAGAAUGAGGAAUGAUUUUAUUUUACCGUGAUGUGCUUUUUCAUUUGUGGGUCUCUGUAAACAAUUUAUUUGCCGGAAAUCUUGCUCUAAUCAAAAAUUGUGUAGGGACUUUCUUGUAGCAUUUUUUAAAAUUUUGUUGUCUAAUUGGUACAUUGAGGUGGUCAGUUUUUGAUUUCCCUUGUAAUUUUCUUUAUAAACGAUAAAGUUCGACAUGUUUAUUGACUUCUGGAUUAUCUUAGUAACAAGAGAAAAAAUACGCCUAAUAGUACUGUGCUCAAAAUCGUUUUUCGUUUGCGAUGGUUUAUGGUUGUAUACAGAGAUAAAUAAACUACUUUAUAUAUCCUCCCUUCCAUUUUUCCUCCUAAAAUAGUAGAACACACAUUAGCAGUAUUUUAGCCUUUCCUUUUUUUUUUUUUUUUAUGUCAAACAUUUAUUUAAUUUAAUUUUUUUUAAAUUUUUAUUUAAAUUCAUGUACACAUAAAUACUGUAUCCCACUGAGAAUACUCGUGUAUUUAUGAAGUAUGUAUUUACUCCAUAUUCGUAUGGUAUUGUUUAUAUAAUAUUAUUAUCAUUAUUAUUAUUCGUAUUACUUGCGGGCGUUUGUUUUGAUUAAAUUAUCCAUGUAUAAUAGAAAAUUCGCGGAACGACGUUAUUUAUUAUAAUAAUUGAAUCAAAAUCUGUAACAAAUCUGUGGUGUACUGUAUUGAAAUCGACACUCUGACAAUAUAAUGUGAUAGUAUUGUGUCUAGACGGGAAAAGAGUAAUUUUUUCUGUAAAAUCAUCGGUCAAUUGAUUUUUAUUAUAACGGGUUUUUUUUUUUUUUGCAGACCUUUACUGCAUGGUGCAAUUCUCAUUUGCGCAAAGCUGGUACUGCUAUCGAGAACAUCGAGGAAGAUUUCCGCAAUGGUUUGAAACUCAUGUUGCUCCUCGAAGUGAUUUCCGGUGAAACGUUACCAAAACCCGACCGGGGUAAAAUGCGCUUCCACAAGAUCGCCAACGUCAACAAAGCUUUAGACUUUAUAGCCAGCAAGGGUGUGAAAUUAGUGUCGAUCGGCGCAGAAGGUACAUUAAUUAUCAUUAUUUGUAUACUGUGAAUAUUUUAAAACAAAAAUCUAACAUUUUUUUAAAAAUAUGCCACUGAACGAUUUUAAAAUAAAAAUGAUUAUCUAUACAAAAUUAGGUGCUAGUCUUCUUAGUGGGAUAACUAGAAAAUUAUAACCAUUAAAAUUCAAAAAUCCCGGUGGAACUUAAAAUGACCCAUUACAGACUUGGAAAAAAAAAGAAAGAUGAAAAUGGAAUAGUAGGUACUCAUUAUGUCACUUAUAUCAUGGUCCUCCCCAUUUUUGUUUGUUUUAUUAACUACAGUUAAUAUUGUUAAUAAAAAACAGUUUUAUUUACGUUAUGUUUAUUGCAAAAAUAUUAUAUAAUUUUCCAUUGGAACGUUUAUUUAAAUAUUAGAGAUCGUCGACGGAAAUUUAAAAAUGACUUUGGGAAUGAUCUGGACCAUCAUCUUGAGAUUCGCCAUCCAAGACAUAUCUGUGGAGGAGAUGACCGCCAAAGAAGGUUUGUUACUGUGGUGUCAACGCAAGACAGCCCCUUACAAGAACGUGAACGUGCAAAACUUCCAUCUCAGGUACAUAAUAACACUACCUACUGUGGUUAUACUUCAUGUCACCGCCUCCAUCGUCCCGAGAUUUGCCCGUUAUCGGUUUUUUUUUUCAUCCACAGUUUCAAAGACGGUCUGGCCUUCUGUGCCCUCAUUCAUCGUCACCGUCCCGAUCUCAUCGACUAUCACAAACUAUCCAAGGACAACCCAUUGCAGAACCUGAACACUGCGUUCGACGUGGCUGAAAAGUACUUGGAUAUACCCCGCAUGUUGGACCCCGAAGGUGCGUUCUAUUAUUGCUAUAUAUGAUUUAAUCGCGGUAAAAACAUAAUGCACGUCCCGUCUCCCCGCAAUAUUAUGUCGUACCUAUAUCACAAACAUUGUUUUAUACUUUUUUUUUUAUCGUCCAGGAACCUUUUUUUAUUAUAUCUUUUGUCUUUACUCUGUUAUCACACAAAUUGUGUCAGCUACUUUUAUUCUGGCCUUCCACAUCCCAUGUGAACUUAUAUUACUCCUUUAACCUCGUAGUCUUUUUUUUUUUUUUGGCCUGUCUCUUUCAGUGCUUGCUAAUCUUCUCGACUAUCUUAUCGUUUCAAUUUAUCAAGAGAAGACAUGUCAUUUUAAUCUAUUUUCUCCAGUUUACCUCGCCAUAUCCGUCACUUCUAUUCAUUCCUAAUCCUAUCCGACCCGAUCACACCAUACAUCCAUCAUUUUAAAGUUCUCAAUCUGUUACUUUCAUUUAUUUUAUCUUUUGCCUCAGACCCGUACAUUAUCGCUGACCUCAAAACAGUUUUAUUCACGAAAUUUUCCUUUUAUCGUCCGGGAAUUUAUAUACAUUUUUUAUUUUCAUUGUUGACGAUUAUAAUAUUAUUGUAGACUUGAUAAACACGCCGAAACCGGACGAACGCGCGAUCAUGACCUACGUGUCGUGUUAUUAUCACGCAUUCCAAGGCGCACAACAGGUAAAGAAUUUGCGUCUGCUCCUGAGGAUUUAUCUCGUUUUUUUAAAUUUUUUUUUUACUUUUUUGUGUCCUGUGCGUGGUGUUAAACCGAACACUAACUAGCUCUUAAUAAAAUAGUUUUCUAAUUUUUUUUUUUUUUUUUGUAGUUGGUUUAAUAUUUCUCUGUGGUUGUUCGCAUUGACGUAUAUCUAAUCUAUAGAAUCUAUAAUAUUUUAGAAUGAAAAAAAAAGCUUUUGAAUUUUACCUGUCUCCCAAAUCGCUCAUUUAAAAAAAAAAGAUAUCUAUUCGAACCUAUUUUUUUAACUCACAUAAUACAUCCUAUAUUUCUUAUUUUUAAACGUUACCAAAUACUACUCAACCGAUAUGUAUAGAUGCGUGGAUCUAGAAGUAUUAACCAAGUACGCUGCAGUUAUACAUUUUUUUUUCCAAAAGCACACAAAAUGUUUUAUUUUACAAAUUAUUUUUUAUUGAUCAAUCAGACAAUUAAUUAUUACAAUCAAUUGAUCUUAAACGUAAACUUAAGACCCUACCAUUGUGCUUCUGCACAGGGUUAGUUUUCAAAUUAGUGACCAUUCGUGAAUUUUACCAUGUAUUUUUUUAGUAUGUCGAGCCUUCAUAAACACAAGCAAUGACGAUUGCUUGGACGGUAUGUAUAGUCCAAAUUUAAAAAAACAAAAUCUUUUUACAUGUAUUUAAUUAAAUAAAUUAAAACUUAAUACAAAUUUAUUUGUACUAUGUUUAAAUGUUUUGGCAGUUUCGAAUCUUAAUAUUUUAUAGAAAAUUAAUAAAAUAUAAUAAUGAUUUUUAUCGUGGGAAUAGAAUUGAGGAGUGCUAUAAUAGUAUCGAUCUAAACGGUGCUAAGCAUCUAUAACGCUGCUGCUAAUAUGCCAAUGACGAUUCAAUACUCGGAAAAAUAAAUACUUUAUUAUUCCAUAUUAUAAACGUAUUCCCAAUUGUGUGAACCCAUAAAAUAAUAUUAUGCGCACAACGGCGUGUGUAUAAUUAAGUCCGAUAUUAAUAAAAACAAAAAUGUAACUAAUUAUUGAAAUUUUGAUUGCUUUUGAGUGAACCUAACAUAAAUGCAUGUUUGUUAUAACAUUUGAUAGAUAUGACCAAUACGGCAAUGCCAGACGAAAGGGCCAUAAUGACUUACGUCUCGUCGUAUUACCAUUGCUUUUCUGGAGCCCAGAAGGUAAUAAUAAUUGUGCCUUUACUUAAAGCUUUUUGUCACUAACUUUUAAACCAACAAAAGUUCAAGUUGUAUUAUGACUUUUAAAUGUAUGUAGGCCGAGACUGCCGCCAAUCGAAUUUGCAAGGUACUGAAGGUGAAUCAAGAAAACGAACGUUUAAUGGAAGAAUACGAGCGUUUGGCCAGUGAUGUAAGCAUUAUCAUUUUAUUAAAUAUAUCGAUUUGAGUUCCUGAGAGUUACAUGUAUUUUAUAUGUGUGAUUUCCGUAAAGCUUUUGGAAUGGAUCAGGCGUACAUUGCCGUGGCUCCAGAGCCGACAAGCCGAUAACUCUUUGUCCGGUGUACAAAAGAGACUGGAAGAAUACCGCACAUAUAGACGUAAGCACAAGCCUCCCCGCGUAGAGCAGAAAGCUAAACUCGAAACAAACUUCAACACGCUUCAGACAAAAUUGCGUUUAUCUAACAGGCCUGCUUAUAUGCCGACCGAAGGAAAAAUGGUUUCCGUGAGUAAAAUUACACCUUAAUAAUUAGUUUUGUUUUUCAAAGAAAUAUUAUUGUUUUAUCAACUGUCAUCAUUAUAUUGUUAAUUUCUAGGAUAUUGCAAACGCAUGGAAAGGUCUCGAACAAUCGGAAAAAUCGUUUGAAGAUUGGUUGUUAUCCGAAAUGAUGAGAUUAGAACGUUUGGAACAUUUGGCACAGAAAUUCAAGGCCAAGGCAGACACUCACGAAGACUGGACACAUGGCAAAGAAGAAAUGUUGCAGAGUUCAGACUUCAGGCAAUGUAAACUAAACGAUCUGAAGGCUUUGAAAAAGAAGCAUGAAGCAUUCGAGAGCGACCUGGCCGCACACCAAGAUAGAGUUGAGCAAAUCGCAGCUAUUGCGCAUGAACUAAAGUAAAUUAUUAACUAUUAUUUUCAACAAUCAAAAAUACAAUAUUAAAGUCAUAUUUUAUAAUAUUGUUUUCAGUUCUUUAGAAUAUCAUGAUAGCACAAGCGUAAACAUUCGUUGUCAACGUAUCUGUGAUCAAUGGGACAGAUUGGGUAGCUUGACACAAAAACGCCGUACCGAUUUAGAUGAUGCUGAAAAGAUUUUGGAAAAAAUUGAUAUAUUGCACUUGGAGUUUGCUAAAAGAGCAGCAGUAAGUGUCAUCAAACAAUCAAACUUUGUCGUAAUUUUUUAAUAUUUUCAUAUUUUUGUUUUUGUUUUGAUAAAUGUCAGCCUUUCAACAACUGGUUGGACGGUACUCGUGAAGAUCUUGUGGACAUGUUUAUUGUUCACACCGUUGAGGAAAUCCAAGGAUUAAUCGAUGCUCAUGGGCAAUUCAAGGCUACAUUGUCGGACGCUGACAAAGAGUACAAUUCUAUCAUUGGUCUAGUCAAAGAUGUUGAGGCGACUGUACAAAAAUACCAAAUACCCGGAGGUCUUCAGAAUCCGUACACUACUUUAACUUCUAAUGUACAUAAUAAAAUAUUUUUAUACAUUUCAUUAUUAUUAUUAUUUUAUUUUGUUAACAUAAAAUUGUUGGUGUACUUAGGAUUUAAGUAAAAAAUGGUCAGAAGUGAAACAUUUAGUGCCUCAAAGAGACACGACCCUUCAAGCCGAACUCAGAAAACAACAAAGUAAAUAAUUAUUACUGUAGUAUCUAUAAAGAGUAUUAUUAAAACUUUUUUGUUUUUAUUUAUUUAUUUUUUUUUUUCAGACAAUGAGAUGCUACGUCGUCAAUUUGCGGAGAAAGCAAAUCAAGUGGGUCCGUGGAUCGAGAGGCAAAUGGAUGCCAUUACUGCCAUUGGUAUGGGAUUGCAAGGUUCUCUAGAAGAUCAACUACAUCAACUGAAGCUUUACGAACAGAACGUGUUUGCAUACAAACCUCACAUCGAAGAAUUGGAGAAAAUCCACCAAGCUGUACAAGAGGGUAUGAUUUUCGAAAACAGGUACAAUCAAGAAAAUAUUGGUAUUUUAUUAAAACAUCUGCAGCUUUACUUUAACCAAUUGUUUGUUCUUCUUUGUAUAGGUACACUCAAUACACAAUGGAGACACUACGUGUUGGUUGGGAACAGCUCUUAACAUCUAUUAACCGUAACGUAAACGAAGUGGAAAAUCAAAUACUGACCAGAGACUCCAAGGGUAUCACCCAAGAACAGUUGAAUGAAUUCAGGGCCAGUUUCAAUCAUUUUGACAAGAACCGUACAGGUAGAUUAGCCCCAGAAGAGUUCAAAUCAUGCUUAGUGUCUAUUGGCUACAGCAUCGGAAAGGACAGACAAGUAAAUUUAUUUGUUAUCUAAUAAUAUUAAAAUAAUAUGUCCAGUUUAAUAAUAACAUGUAUCUGUAUAAUAUUUACAUAGGGUGAAAUUGAUUUCCAACGUAUCUUGGCAGUUGUCGAUCCUAACAGUACUGGAUAUGUACACUUUGAUGCUUUCUUGGACUUUAUGACUCGGGAAUCAACUGACACUGACACUGCAGAACAAGUGAUUGAUUCAUUCCGUAUUCUUGCAGGCGACAAAGUAAACAAAAUAAAACUACUUUUUGUACAAAAUUUGAUUUUCAUAUUGUAUUUUUUAUUUCAUUAUAGCCGUAUAUCCUGUCUGACGAGCUGAGACGAGAACUUCCACCAGACCAGGCAGAAUACUGUAUACAACGUAUGGCUCCUUAUAAAGGGGUUAACGCUGUACCUGGAGCUUUAGACUAUAUGUCGUUUUCAACCGCCUUGUAUGGCGAAUCGGAUCUGUAAAUCAAUAUCCCAAUCAAUAUUAAAUAAAUAAUAAUAAUAUUUAAAUACACGUUAAAACAAAAAUAAUACAAAGGAUUAUUAACAACUAGAUUUAUAAAUUAUUAUCGUAAUGAACGAAGAGUAAAAUCGAGUUUCACAAAAUAAUUCUUUUAUCGAAUCGUCUACUAGUCACACAUGAUAUUUUCACAUUUUAUCCGCGCGUGUCUCAAUAAUAACAAAUAAAACGAAAAUCAAUUAUUAUAUUAUUGCUUGCCAAUCUUCCUUCUUGCCCUCUCUUCCAAACUAAAAAAUUUCAAAAAUACUCUUUUCCCAAUACGUAUUAUUUUUCAAGAGUAUUUUAAUUUUCUUAGAUUUAGAUAAAAUAUUUAUUAUAGGCUUAUUUUAAACUUUAUUUUUUUUGCCUAGACUUUUUUCUAAUAAUUUAAUUGAAAAAUAAAUCAGUUUUUUUAUGUUUUAUUUAUUUAUUUAUUUAUUGCCCUUAGAACAAUUUAACAUUUUGACUAAUAUAAAAAAUAAACCUUUACACAUAUCCACAGGACCAAAAACAUCACCGAUAUAGUAUAUAAUAUUAUUAAUUUAUUCAACCCAUCGUGGUGUUGUAUUUCAAAGUUUUGCAAAAUGAUUAUAUUAUAUUAAAUUUUUUUUUUUUUGUCAUAAGCGAUUACCAAAAAAGAAACAUUAUAUUAUUGCUCAACAAACAUUUAUUUUUGUACAAUAAUUUAUUGUUUUAACAAGAGUUUAAUAUUUUUUUUAACUAAAAUUUGUCUAUAUGCAGACAUUUUUAGCUUUCACUUUACAAUGAUAACAAUAUUAUUAUGUAAUUCAGGUUACAUUCAGUCAAUUGUUUUAUUUUCCUCUCAAUUUCUCUUACUUUACCAUCGGUUUACCGUGCAAACAAUGCGUUUUCAUAUUAUUUAUUCUUAUUGUAUAGUAUGUAUUUUAUUUUUAGUUAUUAUUAUUAUUAUUUUAUUAUACGUAUGAUUAUUAUUACUGUGCGCGGAAAAUCAUAAUUUUUUUUUUUGUUCAACUAAACUGUAUGUAUUUGAGAUGCCAUAAUAAGAGGAGUGAUAUUCCCCUUCCCCAUUUCCUAGACUAAAAAAUAAAAAAUUGUAAGUCUAACAACACCACGACCAAUGAUCGGUAACCAUUGUCUCAUUCGUUGUUCAUCCCGGUCAUUAAAAAAAAAAAUAACAAAUAAUAAUAGUGUUUUUACAACGUGUUUUAUUAAUUCAUUUAUAAAUUCUCAUGUGAAAUCUACAAACAAAUAUAUGUAUUUCCAGUUAAAUAAUGUACUUUGAAGGUGUAUUUACAUAAAAUAUUUGGGAAAAACCCACACAAAAUUAGUGUAUUUAUUUGAAAUAUACAUACCCGUUGUUGUAUUGUGAAU
This is a messenger RNA of Cinara cedri, 49028 nucleotides long. The record is from the annotation of a GenBank genome assembly. Lineage: Eukaryota; Metazoa; Arthropoda; Insecta; Hemiptera; Aphididae.